This is a messenger RNA of Podarcis lilfordi (Lilford's wall lizard), 78882 nucleotides long. The record is from the annotation of a GenBank genome assembly. NCBI's taxonomy places the organism in Eukaryota, Metazoa, Chordata, Lepidosauria, Squamata, Lacertidae.
AUGGCAGUGAAAACCUCGGACCACCCAGAGCCUCUGCAUACGUCUCGCAUUAACAGCAUAUCUUCGCAGUUCAGCGAUGGGCCCAUCCAGAGUCCUUCUGCUCGAAGCAGCACUUCUUCCUGGUGCGAAGAACCAGUCCAGUCCAACAUGGACAUUUCUACUGGGCACAUGAUAUUGGUAAGGCACUAAGGCUGUUGAAUUCAACUCAAGAGAGGAGCUUCAGGUGCACUGUGGGAAAUGCAAUGCAUAAAACUUUCUUUUUAAAAACAAAAAAACAAUUCAAAGUGUUGGUGCUGACCUUUAAAGCCCUAAACGCCCUCGGUCCUGUAUACCUGAAGGAGCGUCUCCACCCCCAUCGUUCAGCCCGGACACUGAGGUCCAGCUCUGAGGGCCUUCUGGCGGUUCCCUCCCUGCGAGAAGCCAAGUUACAGGGAACCAGGCAGAGGGCCUUCUCGGUGGUGGCACCCCCCCUGUGGAACGCCCUCCCACCAGAUGUGAAGGAAAUAAGCAGCUAUCUUAACUUUAAAAGACAUCUGAAGGCAGCCCUGUUUAGGGAAGUUUUUAAUAUUGAAUGCUGUAUUGUUUUUAACAUUCGAUUGGAAGCUGCCCAGAGUGGCUGGGGAAACGCAGCCAGAUGGGCGGGGUAUGAAUAAUAAAUUAUUAUUAUUAUUAUUAUUAUUAUUAUUAUAAUAAAAACAAAAAACCCCAGCUCUUUAAAAGCCAGUAGGAUUGUUAUCUUCUUACCAAUCUUUUUUACUUUAAAGUUAAUCUUAGCGCUUUGGUUUUGUUUCUUCUCAUUAGUGUCUUGGAGUGCAAGUCCAGCCCUAGAUCCACCAGGGUGUGCGAGUUUAGGAUAUGGAGCAUCUCUGAAGAUAUGCAGACUUAACUCCCACAUCCCAGGGCUGAACUUGCUGCGUAGAACCUAUGCCAGUGUCAUCCCCGAAUAAUGGAUGUUCUGGGGGCAGGAGGGACUCGUAACUCAGUUCAGUUCAGUCACAUGACCUGGGAACCCGGCAGAACUAACCAGCAGAAAGGAUGGUAUAAGUCAAGCUAUAUUUAAAAGGCUUGUUUUCCCUCUGCCAGGUUUAGGCUAGGCCGGCCAGCAGCAGCCCUGCUGCUAGAUGGAAUAAAUUAAAGCGCUAGCUUCAAAACCUUAGGAAGCAGCCUCUCACACGGAUAGAAAAUGAAUCUCAAGAUUCUUGGGCAGCAAGAAUCAGAAUGGGUGUUUGGAGUGUGCAUUGCAAAAAGGCCAAUAUUCUGGCACCUGGCAUGGCAGCAAAAGGGGUCUAGGUCUAAGUUCUGUUGACAGUCUAAACAGAUAUAUCUGUGUAGCUGUCUGAACGCUGGAUGCUUUCAGGUGUUUUGGGUAGGUGAGCAACAGCUUGGUUUCUUGCUCUAUAAUUAUGUCACGGACUUGGCCAACACAAGCUCUGAUGAGGAGUCUGUAUUGUCUCCCUACAGCACUGCUUUUUUCAAAAUGCAAUUCCUCCACCUCCUCUGUCAUUGCCUUCUUAGUUUUAAGUUGCUGGUUUUGUGGUGUGUUUUUUUAAUUGUUAGAAUUGAACAUAUACUCUAAACUUUAACUGCAAAAGCCAAUUUCAAUAAAUUUCUAUAAAACUGACUUAAAACAAAACUGUUAAACAGCAGGUACUGAGUCUGAACAGUUUUCCUAGCUAAAUAACUUCCUGGGGCUCUGAAUUUUAGUAUAGCAGACACAUUCAGAUAUGAGAAUUGGAUUCAAUAUGCAAAAAAAACCCCAACACACAAAAAAACCCCAACCGUUACACCUUUUCAGAUCUGUUUCCCCCCUCCCCCCAUGCUCUGCUCCAACCUAUUGGUUUACUUUCUUGUAGGUCACAACUGGAACUAGUUCACUGAUACUUUGGUCUCACAAAAUAAUGCCUUUAAAAAUUAAAGAAAACUUUGUCUUGCUAAAGUUUAUGGUUUGUGCCUCCAAAAGGAAAGCUCGUUUUGAGAUAAGAUCUAAUAAAAUAAAGAAAUAUAAAUGGAGAUGCACGUGCUAAAGAAAUGUUUACCGUGAUCAUUUGUGUAUUAAUAUUUGAUCUGUCAACUUGACAAAAGCUGGAAUUGGAUUCAGGUUGCAUGUUUGAGCACUUUUCUGUGUUUUUUAGUUGGUUAGGAAUAUAGCAGUGCUGUUUCAUUAUCCACACUCAGUUGUUGUCAUUCAACCUUGAGUAAGCUGAUAUUUGGUAGAUAAAAAAGAGGACAACAUGUGUUAUGCAUUAGGUUGUAAGGGUUCAAAAAAAGGGCUGCUGAAAUGUUGAUACAGCACUUUGGGAAUCCGAACUGCAAGGCAUUCAUUGCGAGUGUGUACAAAUUAAACCCACUGAGCCUAAAAUAAGCAAAUAGCAAUGAUUCGUGAAAAUUCUGUGUUGCUUUGCCUUGGUCUCUGUGAAAGACAAAGGGCAGAGAAAAUUUCUGUUCUUAUUAGAAGGCGCGGUAAUAGCAAUUUUUCAGGAGGUCAGAUGGAAAGGAUUUCUCUUGCUUGAAUGCCAAGAAAAGAAAGUUAAAUGGAAGGUUGAACAGAUGGUGUUUUGUCCAGUGCUAGUGUUUCCAGGAUCCUUUUAAAGACGUGCAAGUUGAGCAUAUUCUUUGAGUACGGAGAGUUAUAUUGCUGGUGAUUAGUGGCCGGUGAGCUUCCUCCAGAAUGCGCAUCUGAUUCUAUUCUAAAGCUCGCUCAUCAUACAUGAGUACACCUAUCAUACAUUUGUUUUCAAUGAAAAUUAGCAUUCUGUCUCCAUCUGUAUCUCUCCUGCUCCCUGUCAUGCCUGCACAAAUGCAUCCCUGUACUCCAGCAUGAUCAUGUCCCCAGUUGCACAUGUGAAUGCCACAUAUACCUUGCUUCCCUUCCAGUAGGCUGCGUCUGAAUAGAGCCAAGACAGAGCCUUUGUUCUUUCCCAAGGCAAGGAAGGACAGCUUGGGGAGCAAUGUGUUCUCUCUAGCUCCAAACAGGUCGUAGUGGGAAUAAGUUAUCUCGCUCAGCUGCAGAUUUAAGCCUGUGGCUUAAAAUGAGACUUUGCUCAGUAGCUUCUGUCUUUGGCUCCAAACCUUUCCACCAUUGUAUUCCAUCAUGUUUGUCCUUUAAGAAACUCCCUGGUCAUCACCUUGACUACCUUCUGUUUUUCGUAUGUGUCAGAGGUUGCAUGCCCAGGGAAUUUCGUAUUAAUACAACGCUAGGCAGAUAUACGUAAAAUAUGAAAAGUUUGCAAUACUUCUUAUUUAAAAAAUAUCCUUGUUGCCAUAAUUGGUACACCAGUUGUGUGAGGCCAUAUUUAUGAGAUCUGUUCUACUCUUUAGAUGGUCUGUGUAUUUGCAGUUGGACAAUGAAAAUACUAUGUCUUUGGCAUUCCAAAUGAGAUAACAUGACUGUGGAUGGUUUUUUCCCCUUCCUAUUUAAAAAUCAACAACUCCUAAUUAUUUGUUCAAAUAUUCUUGCAUAUUGCAUUUCAAAUAAUCUUUGUUUAAGAAAACAAAGCCUUGAGAACGGCAGUAGAAAGCCUCAAAAAUGUGGUUCGGUGAAGACCCAUCGGAAAGAACCUUUAUGUAUUAAAAUAUUGUAUGCAUUAAUGAAACUCACAUUACUUUGGAUAGGGUGUUCAAUCACUGUGCUUGAAAAUAUGUAGCUGGUCUGAAGGGAGGAGAAAAAAAUGUUUCUGUGUAUGUAUUAGUGAGAAAUUGUGUUUUAAUGUGGGUGCCUAGAUAGUCAAGCAGAAAGAUACCAGGAAAUGAAUUACUCUUUGCACUUAUCUUACCUGUCAGGGAAAACUGACUUGUACCAUUCAUUGCAAGAGGCAGCUUGGACUCUUGCCUUGGAGGCACAGCUCUUGUUUCCCCUUCUCUUUGUUCUUAAUUUUCGUUCGGAACAGCUAAAGGCACAUUGUGUUUUUCUACAUUAUUUUUUGGAAGUGGGGAUUUACUUACUGGUUUUAUAACCUGCUUUUCAAACUAAUUUUCCAAAAUGGCCUACAUUUAAGAGACACAUUAUAAGAAUAUAAAAAUGCAACAGUAGCAAUCAAAGCACUAAGAUACAUGGCAAUGCAGAAGGAAAUAAUGGGUGGCACUUCAUUAUUUGUGUGUACCUCUUUUUAGACACCAUCCUAUGGAGAGAAUUCCACACUGUGGUGCCAGCACUGAAAAGGCCCUGUUCUUGAUAUCCACCAAUAGUAUACUUGUUAAUGAUGGACGAGAGAGCAAGAAACUCAUACAAAUUCAUAUAGGCAAAGGACAUCCUUAAGAUAACCUGAUUGCUGCCAGUAAGGGCUUUAAAUUUUAUUACCAGCACUUUAUCUUCAUCCCAGGAAUCAGCUGGUAACCAGGACAAUUGAUGUAGGAUAACUGUCAUUUGAUCUGACUGCCUUGUUCCCAGUGGUGUCCUGGCAACCACAAUUUAUACCAUUUGCAGUUUUGCAACUGUUUUUUUAAAGGCAGCCCCAUGUAAUUGCAGCCUGGAUUGAACUAAUGGAUGGUGAAAAGAGGCCAGAUCCACCUUUUCUAGGUAGUUGGCAGACCAAGCAACUAAAACUGUUAAAAUCCCUCCUGGCUACCAGUACCACCUGAGCUUCCAAUGAUAAUGGGAGUUCUUUCUCCUCUCUUGGAUCAGACAGUGAAAAAUGAGUGUUAUCAGCUGCCCACUGGUGAUGCUUUAGCCCAGAUCUUUUGAUAACAUCAUCUAGUGGUUAUAGGGAGACCAAAGACGAUCGCAGGGGUAGCCAUUUUGCAUUUAUUGGCCAAAAAUCGCAGGUGACCACGCUGGUUCUAUAGGAAGAAUAUCCAAAAGCCACAGUAGUUUGAUACCUGUACAGAAUUCUGUGUGGAAUAUAUGUGCUAAAAGGGCAGUAAGAAUAGAGGAACAGAAAGUUAGAGCUUAUAGGGGUAUUUCCAGCGGGGCAUGGUCCAAGUUACAUAAAUCCACAGACUGCUAUUGGAAAGGCAAAGGGAAUAGGUGCAGCUCUUGAAAAAUGGCUUGCCUUUUUAUUUCUCAGGCAGUAGACUGCUUUGACUGGGCGUGGGAAAAUGCUCCCCACAUGUGGCCUGCCUAUAUUCACAUUGCUACACCUGUUGUUUCCUAUACUGGGGGGAGGAGCCUGUGGCCAUCCAAAUGUUGCUGGACUACAACUCCCAUCAUCCCUGGCCAUUGGCCAUGUUGGCUGGGGCUGAUGGGAGUUGGAGUCCAACAACGCCUGGUUCUGCAACUCUGUCCCAUAACUACCUUAGGCUUUUCUAUUCAUUUUGGGACAUAAGAAAAGGAUGUCAGAUUGAGGUAGUAUUGGACUUUUCCUUUUGAAGGACAAAUAUAGAACCUUUGCUUUGUUUCUAUACAGUGUAAAGUAAAAAACACCACUGCAUUUAAUAAACUUGUAAAUUGAAAAUACAUAUUUAAAUGCAUUGAAAUAAAUCAAUGGAGCUACUGAACAAUAUAAAGUAUCCUCCUUUUAAAAAAAAAUCACACACACAUUCUUGUAGUAGGUUACAAUUUUUUAAAACCAUUGAGUGCUCCAGCUAGUAAUGUAUGUAUUCAGUUCUGGUUUAUUGUCACCCAAAUUUGCUGAAAGAAAGAAAACUGCACAAAAGGAAUCUGAUAAUGGAAGGCAGCCUGGUUGAAUAAACUCCCUUUCUUUGCCGUAUUCUCCUUAUUAACUCUGUAAUUAAUUAUACAUAACUAAGGAAAGCUAUGGAAAUUGCAUUUUGAGAUGUAUCAUAUCUGACUUCAUUUCAGACUUCCAUGCAAUUUACUAUUAAUGAAGCAGGGAUGGAAGCCCCAAAUCUAUAAUUAUUACUUACCAUUUGAAUGACAAGCAAAAAUUAUUAUCAGCAUAGUUUUGAAUGAAAGAGGAUUAAUGCCUAAUGUUGGAAUUGUUAAAUCUAUCUUAUAUUUUUUUUUAAAAAAAAACUUUUCACUAAAGCAUUUUGCCCGUAAGAGUUUUCGAGAACAUUGUUUGCAAUGAAAUUAACCCUCUCCUGGGUUAACAAGGAUUUUCUUAAAUUGGACAGAUUGCAAAUAUUUUUCAAAUGAAUGAAUAUUUUAUGGUGGCUGAAGCUGUUCAUCUGGACACUGCUACAUAGCUCCUUGCUCAUAUAUUGUGUAUCUGAAAUGUAUAUAAACACACACACAGGUAUAUGGAGUAGGGGGGCAAUGCAAUAUCAGAGCAAAGAUGGCUGGGAUAAAGGGUGUAACAACCAACAUUUGAAAAUCUAUUUUAUAUUAGGGGUUUUAACAUACUGACAGUCAUUUUGUUCAGUGUUUGUAGGGUCUAAAAGCGGAGAUGAAAUGCAGUAUUGUCACCAACCAUCGCCAUGUUAAAAUGUCUGAAUAAUUAGCAUUAUACUUGGCAAGUGAGGCCUGUAAUUGCAAUGAGAAUUUUAAUUUGCGUAAUUUAUAUAUAAAUAAGUGUGGUUACCAGCCAGGAAUUUCAAUGGGAUGUUGUGCUGGGUUUUCAUAUCGCUGUUGGGCUAGGUUGGAUAAUACGUGACAUGAAACCAGCAAGGUGGUAAAGGGGGGAUGCGCCUGCCCUUCUAACUGUAGAGAACUCGUUAUCUUCAGUGCAAAUAUUUACACUCUAGUUUAAAGUGCAUGGAAUUUACUUCCAAUAAGAUUUCAGCCUAAAGUGUGCAGAGCCGCUUUGGUGAGUUGAGCGCAUGACAUUGAGCCCUUGCACUUCCUGUCUGAGGCUCCUCCCACUUGGAAGGGUUAUUUAUGGCUCCAAAUGGAAGACACCACAUGCUUCAAUCUAGCCUAUUGGCAUGUAUUCAUAUAAAUAAUAAAUGUGUUCUAUUUGAGGUUGAAAGCAAUCUCUUGUGUUAGCGCUUCUCGAAUUAGACCCAUUGAAAAUAAUAGACAUGACUAACUUAGGUCCAUUAAUUUCAGUGGGUCUGCUCUGAUCGUAAGAUCGCACAAUUUUGACUACUGUGUACCACCUUCUAAAACAGGGAUCAGCAAGCUUUUUCAGCAGGGGGCUGGUCCACUGUCCGCCAGACCUUGUGUGGGGCCAGACUAUAUUUUUUUGGGGGGGGAAUGAUGCAAGAGCACCACGAGCCCCAGUGGCUGCUCACCUGUGUCUUGCGAGCGGCAGGGGCUGGCGGUGGUGGGACGAUGAGCUGCGCGUGAACGGGAUCCGGAGAGGGGCUGCUUAAAAUGGCGGCUGCUCAAGCGCUGCUGCUGCUGCUAGCACCAACAAAGCCCAGCCCCCUUUCUCCUCUAGGCAGGGCAGGGAGAAGCCAGGAGGAGGGAGGGAGGAGGAGGCAGCGCCGUGGGAGGGAGAGGGAAAGAACACGCACGCUGACAGUCCACGUGGCGGGUCCCGGACCAUCUGCAGGCCGGAUCCAGAAGGCAAUUGGGCCUGAUCCAGCCCACGGGCCUUAGUUUGCCGACCCAUGUUCUAAAAAGUGGAUCUGCUACAUAAUGUACCUGUUCUCUAACUGUUCCAGGUGGCUCAAAUAAAAUAUAACUGAUCAAAAUACACCCACAAUUUUCUGUUCAUGUUGAGAAAGACAUAUAUAUUCCUGUGGAGAAAGGCUGGGCUGUGUUUACUGCAUUGGCAUCAGUAGGAAGAUUUUAAUCUAUGUCGCAUCCAAUUGCUAAAGCAGUAAGCAUUUGAUACAUAUUCCCAUAUUUUCUGAAACACCUAUAAACAUUUUUAUUAAAUAUCACUUUCCGUUUCCAUUAGUCAUUGAACAGAUUUAGGCUUGGGCACUGCUUCCUUUUGAGCAUGAACAGAGCUGAGAAAUAUUGUCUCAUUGAGUUGUGUCACCUCAUCUCAGUUUUAAGGGCUCAAAAGACUGUGGAUUAUAUCUGGAGACUGGCUAAUCUGUCAGUUUUGGUUUCUGUCAGUUACUCAGUUUUACAUUCAGUUCAUCCCAUUUCCACAGUUGUUUGCAAACCUUUAAAAAAAAAAAGGAUGAAAAUUUAUACACAUUUUUGUGUGCAUACCCUUUUUUUGCACACACUGUUCCAUAAUAUAAUGCAUUUUGUACAUUAUUUUCACUAACAUACACAUUUAUGUCCACUUUCCCCGAAUAAUAUGCUUUUAUCGGUACAUUUCUUUUUCUGUUGGAGAAUUGCAUCAUAAAAUCCAGAAAAGUGUGAAUUUUGAAGGCUAGUUUGCAUAUUAGUUCUGAAGGUGUGAAUUGGAUAGGUGCACAACAUUGCAGACCGAACGAAUUCCUCCCCUAUUUGUAUUCAGCGGUGUUCCUCUGCUGACAGAAGGCUCUGAGGCUUCUGUCAGAGGAAUUCAUAAAAAGAGGCAAUUAUUACAUAUUCAUUUUCUUCCCUACAGCUCCCAUCACCUUCCCAAAUCUGUUCCAGAGGGUUGGGAACCCAUCAUAAUAGCAUUAGAGGUUGGGCAAGAGGGUAAAGGGUGGUCUUAAGAAAAAAGCCUCCCUCCCCAUUGGCUGAUGGGAACCUCUGCUGGAUCAAGAAUAGUCUGUCAGUAGAAGCACAGCAUUUGCGCAAAUCUCUUUCAGUGCCCUCGACCGAAAGCAUCCUCUGCUUGCCUGCUGGAGAAUGUUGGAUAUUGUUAUGGGAUGGGGAAGAGUACUAACAUCUGUAGGCCCUGUGAGUGUGUGCGUGUGUUAUUGUUAGAAAGUAGCAUGGUGGUAAUUGGGAUGUGCUACCUGUUUUAUUUUAGCAACAUGUGCUUGAGCUUAGACAUAAGGCCCAAAUUCAAACGCCUGCACAGUCAUGAAGUUUGCUGAAUGACUUGGGACAAAUCAUAAGAGCACAAAGAGCUGUCUUAUACCAAGUCAGACCAUUGGUCCAGCUAGCUUAGCAUUGUCUGUGGUGACUGGCUGUGGUUCUCCAGGGCUUCAGGCAGGAGUCUUUCCCAGCCCCAUCUCCCAAGGAUUGGACCUGGGGCCUUUUGUUUCCCCUAAUAUAAGUUAAGAGUUAGAUUUGUGGCUUCAUCUUUGUUUAUUGUGCAUACAUUAUGCAUGCAGGUCUGUGUACACACACAGUUUAUCAGGAUGAUUAAGCUAAGGCUUGUGUGCCAGUUGCAAUCCUUUCUGGUCAGAAAGAGAGAGAUUUUCUAUGCUUAUCUGUUUUUUACUAACCUUCAGGUCGGACUGUUACAUAUACAGUGGUACCUCGGGUUACAGAAACUUCAGGUUACGUACGCUUCAGGUUACAGACUCCGCUAACCCAUAAAUAGUACCUCGGGUUAAGAACUUUGCUUCAGGAUGAGAACAGAAAUCACACGACGGUGGCGUGGCGGCAGAGGGAGGUCCCAUUAGCUAAAGUGGUACCUCAGGUUAAGAACAGUUUCAGGUUAAGAAUGGACCUCCAGAACGAAUUAAGUUCUUAACCUGAGGUACCACUGUAUUGCUGCUUGGAAACUGUGGUCAGGCUCAAAAUGCAGUAACGGGUUGUUGGGGACACAUCUCACAAUUGCUUGAAGAUCUCCACUUGCUUUCAGUCCAUUUCCAAGCACAUUUAAAAUAAUAAUAAUAAUAUAAUAAUAAUAAUACGCAUUAAUACGCAUGUUGGAGGUUUUCCUUUGGGUGCUGCCACUGCCACCUAAGGGUGACAGGGGGGAGCCUUUGGGUUGUGGAGUGCAGAAUGCUUGCAGAAUAAGGGGGUGCUGUUGUAGUGGGAAUGAAACACAUUGAUUCGCUGCAAUUGUCACAUGUCCCUGCGGCAUUUAGUUUAGGCUUAUCCGAUAUGUUGUGUGCCAAGCUAACUCAGAAAUCUCAGUGCAAAGUCCAGUGGCUUCAAGGAACACCUCUUUCCAGUAUUAAAAUUACUGUCCUAAACCUCAUUCUUCGGUUUCAGACAUUGAUUUGCCAAAGCCUUUCUGUGGAGUGACUGGGGCAAGGGGGUGCUCCAUCAUGCCUGCUGUUUUUCUUUGUUUUAUUUCGCGCUUGACAUUUAUUUUACACUUCCUCCCCCAUCUGGCAUCAAAUUGGGGCUUCUGUUUUAUUUGUUCAGUUCUUCUUUUGUUUGUUGUUAUAGAUUGGUGCAUUGAUUGUAAGUGUUGACCAACCCUGGAAGCUGGGAAAUGUUGUCUGUGCAUUUUGCGGAAGUAAAUAAAUAAAUGGCCCCACUUAGCUCAUCCCAUAAUACACAUGAUGCUUGAGCAGCUGAGGAGGUAGAAGAGGACAAGGUAAUGUGUGAAUUGAGAUUGCUGUAGAGAGCAUAUGACUCCUUUGCUACGACAGGUACACAUACUACCAGUCUGGGCACAAUUCCAAGUGCUGGCUAUGACCUAUAAAGCCCCACACAGCUUAGGUCCAAACUUUGUGAAAGACCAUAUUCCCUCAUAUGAACCUCUCUGGGUUUUGAGAUCUUCGGGAAGAUCCCUUCUGUCAGUCUCACCACCCUCACAGGCAUACUUGGUAGAGGUGCAGGAGAGGGCCUUUUCAGUGGCUGCCCCCAACUUUGAAACUCCCUCCCUAGAGAAGUUAGGCUGGCUCCUUCCUUGUCCUUCUGCUGGCAGGUGAAGACUUUUUUUUGUUCCAACAGGCUUUUGGAAACUUAACUGGUUUUAAUGAAAGGGCUGGUGCCAUGCUGUUUUUAUUGCAAUUAAUUGUAUGGGGUGAGCUCCCGUUGCUCGGUCCCUGCUCCUGCCAACCUAGCAGUUCGAAAGCACGUCAAAGUGCAAGUAGAUAAAUAGGUACCGCUCCGGCGGGAAGGUCAACAGCGUUUCCGUGCGCUGCUCUGGUUCGCCAGAAGCGGCUUAGUCAUGCUGGCCACAUGAUCCGGAAGCUGUACACCGGCUCCCUUGGCCAAUAAAGCGAGAUGAGCGCCGCAACCCCAGAGUCGGUCACGACUAGACCUAAUGGUCAGGGGUCCCUUUACCUUUUUAUUAAUACAUUUUACAUAUGUAUGCAGUUUAACUUCUAUUUCUAUGAAGGAAUUCUAUUUUACCUGGAUACCAAACACUUGCAGCAUAAUUGUAUGCAUGUUUGUUCAGAGGUAAAUCCUGAUUUGUUAAGUAGGACUUAUUUAUGAAUCGACACGUCUACAAUUUCUGUCUUGCCCUCCAAGUAAGUUAUGCUUUGCAUUCUUGCCUGUAUACAGAAAGAGCCAAAACAAACUCUGUCUGUUAUUUCCUAAGCCUGUGGAUUUCCACCAGUGUGUUGUGGCACCCUGGGGUGCCUUGAAUGAUGGUCAGGGGUGCCGUGGGCAAGACUGGCCUCUGCCCCUCUUUCUUUCCCUCCCUCCUCUGAUGCCCUCUCACAUCUCUGUCUCCCCAGGGAUUGCGCAGCUGUUUAUUGCAGCAACCCUGGCUCUAAGUUCUGCAGGCUUCUGGGAGGGGUCUCUCUUUGGGGUGGUAGAGGGCAGCUCAGAGACCAGGAACGACAGCAGCAGUUCCCCAAAGGACUCCCAAGGAAAGAGGAGAGGAGGCUGAGGGAACACUCCACAAGGGAGGGUGUUUGAGAAAGGGUGAGAGGCUGCUAGCUCUGCUGGCAAGGGGUUACAUAACUGGGCUCCUGAGCCCCACAGGGGUGCUGCAGAAAGAAUGUACAUUGGUACCUCGGGUUACAGACGCUUCAGGUUGCAGACGCUUCAGGUUACAGACUCCACUAACCCAGAAAUAGUACCUCGGGUUAAGAACUUUGCUUCAGGAUGAGAACAGAAAUCGCAUAGCAGUGGCGUUGCGGCGGCAGCGGGAGGCCCCAUAGGCUAAAGUGGUACCUCAGAUUAAGAACAGUUUCAGGUUAAGAAUGGACCUCCAGAACGAAUUAAGUUCUUAACCAGAGGUACCACUGUAGUUGGUUAAGGGAGCCGUUGGUCUCAAAAGGUUGAAAACCUCUGUCCUAAGCUGAUACCAAUUUGUAGUGCAAAAGUGCUCAUAGUAAACAAUCAUCUUUCAUUGCAUGCCGGGAUAUCUGAAUUGUUAUAGCAACCAGUUAAUACGCAUGCUUGUCCAAGAAAUAUAUGGAUUUCAAAAUGGGCAACUUGAUUUAAAUCAAUCUACGCUGAUUGGGCUCUAAUCCUUAACUACGAUGUCCCUGUGUAAAUGGAGCAUGAGGAUUGUUUAAAUGAAAUUACUCCAUUCUUCUUCAGCAGCAAUCUUGUCAUAAUGAGAUUCCAGUACCAGUGAUUACUCAAGGACGAUGUAAAUUUUGCUUUUAUUUUAUUUUUUGGGGGUUUUUUUAUUGGUUCCUUUGAUCCACAAACAAGGGAAAAUAACCUCUCUCUUUUUGUUCUGAGAGGUGAUUUCUGUGUCUGUAUGUGUGGUUUUCAUUGUCAGAUGAAAGGCUGUGCAAAAGUGAAAAGAGUUAGGUAUUAUCCCCCUUUGACAAAUGUCCCCUCUCUUUUGUUGAAGGUUUAUUUCAGACAAAGUAAUUGCAGGGAUAAAACUUCAUUGCAUAACUUGGAUUAUUUUUAAGGUCUAAGAGACAUCAGGAAUAAUAAAUUAGGAGCCCUUUUGUGCAAAUCUCAGACAUGUUCUCAGUGUACCGUGCUCACCAAUAAUAGCUAUUAAUCUCUAAAUCAGGAUUAUAAAUUGCUUACCUACUUAACAGUAUCUACAUAGUGUAAGAAAGAGCUUUUACACUAUUUCAUUUUUAAGUAUGUAGUUUUGCUGCUGCUCUCUCUUACGCCCUCUUUAAAAAUAUGUAUACCUGAUGCCGUUCUCUUUGAAUUGUUAACAAUGGUUAGAAUAAAAUGUAAUUUUCAGGUGUUCCAAAGGGAAGUGGGUGAAACAAAGCCCUGCAUCUCAGUCCCUACCAGGUUGUAUCCAGUAAUUUCGUUUGGAUUUCACUUGAGCACCUUUGGCAGCUGCAAAGUGUAAGAAAGGAGAUUAGCAAGUGUUUGUCUGACACACACUGAUCCCAGCACCUGCUGAUUGGAUUGAAAUAAUCCUUUUACAUGUUGCAAAACUCUAUUAUUGGAGCAUUAUGAAAAGCAGAGCUAGCAACGGCCACUGCAUAACAAGUAUAUUAAUUUAAGUAAAUAGAACAUAGGUUGCCAUUUAGUGUAAACAUUUCAUUGUGUCAUUUAGUCUGGAACGUAGCAUAGAAUUGUCUUCAGGUACAAAAAAAAAUGUGAUUCCUAGGAGGAGCCAAGGACUCUUUUUUUUAAAAAAAGGUUACAGGGCAAUAUAGUGCUUUAUAUAAUUCUGAUUCAAUUAAUAUGUAAUGUGUCCUCAUUUAAUUUUGGAUAAUUAAUAUGCUUUCCAAAUUGUACUCCUUAUUUAAAAGUGUCUAAUAGUUAAGGAGAAGUUUUUUUGUGUGUGCUGUGGUUAAAAAAAAAAAUCCUUCAUCAAGUAGUGUUUUAAUAAGGCUUAACAGACUUUGAAGAGAGCUUUUCACUGUUGCUGCCAGUGUCCCAAUAUGUUUUUUGUGGUACUCUGGUAUAUCGACUAGCAUACCCCACCGUGGUAUUGUAUCGACUGGUCCAGAAAAUUUCGAGACUGAAUCUUUAAAGUGGUCAGAUGCUGUUGUUGGCCUCUGACUAUGUCAAGUUACAGGGAACCAGGCAGAGGGCCUUUUCGGUUGUGGCACCCUCCCUGUGGAACGCCCUCCCACCAGAUGUCAAAGAGAACAACAACUGCCAGACUUUUGAAGACAUCUGAAGGCAGCCCAGUUUAGGGAAGCUUUUAAUGUUUGAUGUAUUACAGUAUUUUAAUAUUUUGUUGGAAGCUGCCCAGAGUGGCUGGGGAAGCCCAGCCAGAUGGGCGGGGUAUAAAUAAUAAAUUAUUAUUAUUAUUAUUAUUAUUAUUAUUAUUAGAGACAACAGGGUGUGUUAGCAGCACCAAAGUGACCUCCUUGGAGUGCAAGCCUGGGCAGUGUGCAUGGAGGUCCUGUACAACAAGACCCUCGUCUCAGCCUCGCUGAUGUGCUCCAAAGGAAAGCAGAGCAAUACGUUUGGCACCAGCUUGGCUGCCGGAGUUGCCAGAAGGAGACUUACAAGACACCAUCCAACCAUCUCCACUCCAGACUUGUGCUGUGUGUACUCAGUAGCCCUUUCUUCUCCCCAAGAUAUCCCACAAAGCAGCAGAGAUUUUAGAUUAGAGUUUUCCUUCUCCUAGAUGGGCUCCCUUCCCAGGUUGGCAAGCCCCGCCUGCCACUCACUUCCCUCGACAGUACAGGUAGAAACCACCUUGACCAUUGGACCCAUUAUUGGUCUUGUCUGCUCAAUCCACCAGAGCCUGUCUUCUCAUGCAGAGGAAGUCCAUAAUUCACUAAGUGUUCAAGACCCAUUGGCUACCCUCACCCGGUUUAGCCAGCCAGCCGAAGCCAUUUCCAGGGUGCUGCCACUGUCACAUGCUGAAAGCCACAGGUGAGAGCUGAGUGCAGAGUCGGGGACCAGAGGGACCUCUAUCACCCAUACAGUAAUGCAGUGCACUAUCAAAAAGAAGACGAUAUAAGCACAUUGGAUUAUAUCGUACAGGCAUUAUUCCUCCAGAUAGGGAGGAGGAAACCAGACGUCAGUAUCUGGCGCUUUUCAGAGAGCAGAUAAUUAAAACAAUGUGCUGUCGUACAAAACAUUUUCCUCUGUGACCUCUCUGGAAACAGUUUUUAGUGCUUUUAAUGUAUUCUGUAGAGAGGGGUCAGGAAAUCUCAUAGGAAAGGCAUGAAUUGCAGAAAGAGGGAGGGUUUUAUUCUGUUUGCAUGAAAUGCAUACAUUAUAUGGUGGAAGGCAACUGACACUUUAUGACAAAAGUGUUAAUUUACUGAAUUUGCCUCUGGGGGAUGAGUUCAUCCGUGAGAUGCAGGAGAUGAGCUAAUGGGUCUCAGUUUUAAUUCUGUUUAAUAGUGUGUUUUUUUCAACCCAACUCCUGCUCUGAGACACAUCAAGCCCAAUAAAAAUUGCUGCCCCCUCCCAUCUUAAUUGGUUAGAAAGCAGAAGUAUUGCAUAGCAGCAAUGGGGAGUUGAGUUUUGCAUCACCUAAGGAGUCUAUCGUGUAAUAAGUACAUUUGUCUUAGCAAUUGCUACAAACUCUGUAUGACCUAUUACAGCUUCAUAUGAUCUCAGCAACAUCAGUACCUAAGUCCACCUAUCUCAGAAUUGGAGGCAGUAGAUCUUUUCUUGCAUCAUGGGUGGAGGGAGAGGGAUAGAAAGUUCAGCAACUGACAAGUGCAUUGAGCAACUUGGCUCACUUAUUAGAAGCCUGUUUUCAGUGAAAGCCACAUAUAAAAGCCAUUCAUAUUUGCAAUUCCAGCAUGUAAUUUGUUGACUAGGCCCACUAGUUGCAAUACUAAUAACAUGGAACAAUCUAAGGUGGUAACCUGCUUCAAUGGAGAUUACUCUCUCGCAGUUAUUCAAGUAGGUACACGGCAGCUAAAAAUAUUCAUUUCUAAUGUGUCUUGUUCCCCACAGGUUUUUUCAGUGCUUCAUGUGUUACGUUUCUGAUGUGAAGAAAUGUGGAUUUGGUUUCUCCUUUGACUCUUUGGUUUGGUUUGGUUUGGUUUGGUGGAGAAAAAAGCAGUUACUUCUUCCAGUCACUACUACAGGCAGAUGGAAACUGAGGGGCUUGCAAGAGAAAAUGUUCUUUCCGAAGAAGAAGCCUCUAGCUUUGUUAAAAGCUGCAGUGUAUCACUUAAUGUGGCAAAGGUCUCUCUUUUGCAGCUUUAAACAAAACCAGGACUGUUCUGCAUGUCACAGUAAGCCAUGGUUUAAAACAAAUGAUAGCUUGAUGUGAACCAGCAGCAUGCUGAGCAACACAACUCAAAAAUUCAUAAACACUCCUCCUCCAUUUCAGCUGCUCUUGCCAAAUUGUACACAAAACAGUUCUACCUACCUGUCUACCUACGGGACCGCCUCUUCCGAUAUGCCCCACGGAGAGCCUCAAGGUCCAUAUAUAGCAACACCCUAGUGGUCCCGGGCCCUAAGGAAGUUAGAUUGGCUUCAACCAGAGCCAGGGCCUUUUCAACACUGGCUCCGGCCUGGUGGAACGCUCUGCCUCACGAGACCAGGGCCCUGCAGGAUCUGAUUUCUUUCCGCAGGGCCUGUAAGAUAGAGUUGUUCUGCCUGGCCUUUGGCUUGGAGCCAGCUUGAUUCCCUCCCCCUCUUUCUUUUUUCUUUUUCCUUUCUCCUCCUGUGGUGAGGCUGCAUUUUAAUAUUUUAAUGUUUCAAUAUUUUAAUGUUGUAUUUUAAUCUUGUUUAUAAGUUGUUUUCAUUCAACUUGUUUUUAUUCUUGCUUGUUAGCCGCCCUGAGCCUGGCCUUGGCUGGGGAGGGCGGGGUAUAAAUAAAAAUUAUUAUUAUUAUUAUUAAAACAAGGAAGGGGUAGGCUUUGUUAUGAUGUACGAACCUGGACUUGUACUUUAUCUUCAAACGAAAACCUCAAGUGGUAACCAAAGUUUGUUCUUGGCUUACCAGACUUGGUUUGUUCUCCUCAACCCAAAACCAUGAGCCCAGGUCCAGAUGACAGGUCCAACCAGACUCUGGCUUGUUUUGCCCCAUGGAGAAGACACUGCUCAUUCACAUUAAGCCCUAGUGCUUUUAAAACAACAAUGAGAACAGUUUAGCGGAAUGUGUGAAAUGAUCCCAUGAUAGGAUUCCUUCUUUCCAGGAGUGCAUAUAUGCCAGGCAAAUAAGCCUCCAUGUCUUUCCCGCUCCAUCCUCCUAUCCUGGUUGCUGCUAAAGGGAAGCCUUCUCCCAGCCUGCUUCAGACAUGGACUCUUUAGAGAGCAACAUUAUGAAGCAGAUCAAGGAAGGUCCUGUAUAGUGAAGUUGGAUCUUUUCCAAGAUGGAUCCAGUUAACAGGGUUGUCUACUUGCAACUUAGUGGGUGGCCCGUUCUAGCUGUGUGUGUGUAAUUACAGCUAUUGUAUAAGGUUUAGAAAAACCUGCCCUGAGCCAUGGUUAGCUGUGCUGACCAAUCUCUGAAUAAGGUUUGGCUCACUUGAGAUGUCUUCAUUUGUGCCAGUUCUUUAAAAGCACAAACCACCAUUAAGAAUUAAAAGGUCGUGGUUUCAUCAUUGGACCUCAAAACCUCCUUUCAGUUGGCAAAAAAAUUAUUAAUGAAUUCAUAUAUAUAUAUGAUGAUAAUAUCUGUAUUUUAUGCCAAAUAUAUACAUACACAACAUAAACACACGAGAUGUGCUGCAUUAACCUAAGUGUUACCUAGUUUCAUACAGGUUUGCUACAACAAUGUUUGCCUAUAAAUCAAGACUUAAGAUUUCUUGUGCAUCCUUACCUUAAUUGUAAUUUUCCAUUUGGGGGUGAUCUGGCUGUCUGAAUUAUAAAUCAAGGGAGUUCUAAGCAAAUUGGGGAGAAAUGGUUUUCCAUGACUUAGAGGAUGUACACAAGAUGUGGAUGUGGUUUUGGUACGGACUUGGUGAGAGUUUUAUAUUCAUGUCUUACUUUAUUAUGAUUGGUUGUAGAGUUCAUAGAAAAAUUAUGUAAUGUAUGCUAGGCCAAGGGGUGGGGAUAUGCCUUUAGUUAUUCUUUCAGACAUCUGCUCCAACAGUCUGUCCGGGACUAAACAAUAGUGUACAAUUAAUUAAUUAUCUUAAAACUUAAAAAACUCAGGAAGCUACCACAUUCCAUUAAUCAGCAGAAGUAUGCAGUAACUAAAAUAAGAAAAACCCACUACGUAGCUCCAUAUACCAGCAAAACCCAUCAUAGUUACAUGAAUGAGCCUUAUGACACUGUGACAGUCCAGCGCUAGUAUAAGCAUAUAUACUCCAAACUGUGAGCAUGGUACUGAAGCUACAUAGCAGAAGGUGUGAUGUAGUAAUUAGCAUAUUGGCCAGGAUCCAGUCCAGGGAUACCUGGAUUUAAAUCCACACUUGACUAUGAAGCUCAGUGACCAGUCACCAUCUCUUAGCUUUGCUACAGAGUUCAUGUGAGGAUAAAACAGAGUGGGGGGAACCUUGGGAGAAGGGUAGCAUAAAAACAGCAUAAAUAAAAUGUCAGGUAAACUUAACUUCAGCAAGACACUGUACAAGGGUACAACUGGAAAAGCUCUGUCUUCCAGUGUUCGUAAGAAAGACUAUGUUCCUUUCAAGUACACUGAGCUUAAGAUUUACAAGUUAAAUGCCAGCAUCUUGGGUCGCUCCUCGAAGCCAGCUAAUGCAAGCAGAAGAGAACUGGUGUGGUAGGCACCUACAUACCUGCAAAAGUUGUGGUGCUGUACAGUUUGCACCAGUUGUACAGUUUUCAAGUACAGUCUCAUGCAAAGUGCAUUGCAGCUCUGCUGAAGGGGUCAAACAGCAUGGGCAACAAAUUCCCUUACACUUAAGCAUACACUUGCUCCAUCUACCUCAGUACUGACUGGUAGCAGCUGUCCAGGGUUUUACCUGGAGGUGCUAGGGAUUAAACCCAGUCUUGGAAAAUGCCCAGGGUGGCCUGCAAACCCCCGGAACUCCAAGCGUCCUCCGAUGUGUGCAGCACUAAAAAAGGCAUCUCCCUUCUUCUCCAGGGCGCCCAGCGACAUAUAUCAGCUUGAUAUAUGCACACUAAUCUUCUGGCUUAACACAGCAAGAAGCUUGAGGCGUCGUAGAGCGAAACUACUAUUUAUUUCCACACUAUGUACAGACAAAGGCAUAAUGGCAUCUGUUCUCUCCAGCUCUCAGAGAACAACCAAAGUGAAAGUACGUUACAAAGUACAUACAGCAGAAGAGAGAUAAGGCUGUCUUCCGUUCCCAUAGUCUUCUCAGACACGUCCCAGACAGGCAUGUGAUUUAUAACAAUCUCACCUGCAGCAUCAGACUGCAUGAAAUACUAACACCCGGGACGUGUUCUGUGCAAAGCAUAUUCUCUGCCACUGAGCCUAGCAGCUCAUAAUUUCUCCAACAUCUUAACCUUAAAUAUGACAGUAUUGGUGAACAGUUCUACAUCCACCAACUUAAUGUGAAGUGGUGGAAACUGGUGUUUGAGCAAAAACUGGCACCUAGGUAAGAACAGGUAGAUGGAACAAGUUUUAUAAGAAUGUUAGACGAGCCCUGGUGGAGCCAACCAGUGGCUUAUGUAGUCUAGCAUUCUGCUCUCACAGUGGUAAGCCAAAAUCAUAAACAAAAGCAGUUUCCUGCUCAUGAUCCCAUACUGCUGGUAUUUAGAGACAUACUGCCUCCGAUACUGCAGGCCUCAAAUACAGAUCAAGCCCACGUUAUACAAAUCUUUAACAUUAAUUACCGGUAUGUUUCCGUUCCUAUUAGCGGGGCUUUAAGCUUCAGUUGACCUAACAAUAGCACAUCUCUUCCUUGAAUGGGUGUACUAUUCACAUCUAAAGUACAUAUUUUGGUACCAAGGACAGCUCCCCUCUUAACAGGAGGAAGCUGCUUUCUUUGGCUGAGACAAGAGCUUCCCCAGCAAUGGAAGUGUCUGUAUUGGGAAUAUAGUAAGAAGUACACCAAACAAGAAAUUUCUCUUGAGUGUGGGGGUUUGGCAGUGCACUAGCUGGUUUUGCACCAGUUAUGCCUCCUGUUCUGGUCCUCCUUACAACCAUUUGGAAAUGAAAAAUAGGGAUUGACAUAGUCCCUGUGUGGUCUGAAGAUGCCAGACUUGCUAAAUCUGCUGGCCUGACACUUCCGUUUGGAAAUAUUUUUAGGAUCUUCAUCUAAGGGCAAGAGGUUCCUUAGCAGCUUUGCCAUGCCCCGGUUUCAACAAUAUGCAAGUAAAUUGAGACAAAUUUCUUCCAAAUGUCAUAAUGGGAAUUGAAGUUAGAUUUGUUUCAAGAGCUUUGCAGAAUAGCAGGGGCUACAGAAGUUGCAGUUUCUCACUGAGGGAUAACCUAAAAGCAGGUAUCUUGGGGGAUUAUUACCUUGCUUAUUAAAAUAGGGAAGCUUUUAUAAUGGUAGCCACCAUUUUGCGAGAUGCUCUGUGGAAAACCUUUUGUAUUGAUAUCAAUACAAAUGAACCUGGAAACACAGAAUGUGGCAUCAUGCUUUGCUGGGUAGGUUUCAGUUGAUAUAGGUCUGCUAAGUUUACCAAUGCCAAGGUUUCCCAGAAGACAAGUUUUUGUCUACCGAAUCUAGUUUAGGGGUUACCUAGGUACCCCCGCCCAUACGGGCCAGUCGUGUCCGACUCUAGGGUUGUGUGCUCAUCUCACUUAAGAGGCUGGGAGCCAGCGCUGUCCGAAGACACUUCCGGGUCACGUGGCCAGCGUGACGAAGCUGCUCUGGCAAGCCAGCACCAGCGCAGCACAUGGAAACGCCGUUUACCUUCCCGCUAUAAAGCAGUACCUAUUUAUCUACUUGCACUUAAGAGUGCUUUCGAACUGCUAGGUGGGCAGGAGCUGGGACCGAAAGACGGGAGCUCACCCCGCCGCAGGGAUUCGAACCGCCGACCAUGCGAUCAGCAAGUCCUAGGCACUGAGGUUUUACCCACAGUGCCACCCACGUCCCUUACCUAUGCUUAGAGAAGCAUAAAUUAAAAUGUGUGAUUUAGAUGGAAAAGUUAUAUGUCAUCUCAAUUACUAUUUUUUAAUUGCACUUGACAAACGUUUGUAUGUUUCCUGCAAAUUUAUUUUAGUCUGCAGUUCAUGUUCAGCAUGGUGCCUUGUUAUUGUUUGCCUUUUUAGGAGCAUAAGAGCUAUGCACAUUCUCCCCCCCAGCACACUGUAUAAACAAAGCAAAAUUCUGAUGAAGACUGGUUAAUCUUAAAUCACUUCUGUAUGCCAAUUUCCAGUGUUACUCAUAACCAGAAUUUAGGAGAAAGCAGGUACGAUUUUCUCCAUUCUAAAAAACCAACACUUUGAAAAGCAUGAGUUGUUGGAGAUGGGAAGACACUGAAGUUGUUAGCAUGUCUGGACUGUAGCAAUUUAGCCAGACAGGCUUAUCACAUGAAAAAUGUGAGUAAACCUUACCACUUGGAUAAGGACCCCACAGCUUAGCACAUAGGAGAAUUGAGGCCAGGAAGAAAAAUACAGUGUCGUUGAAACAGCUGGCCAAGCAACCAUGUAGUUGUGGUAAGAUGAGUACCUGUAUUCAUCUUGUUAAGGACACAGCCAGGUUUUCACAGAAGUGUCAUCAUGUCUUCUUAAAAUGAUUUCAGGUCAAAAAAAAAAAAUGGAUAAAGUUUAUACAAUGGGAUUUCAUCACAUUUUCAUGGAGAGUAUUCCGUAACUGCGGAAGAGUUGUAGCUCUGCGGCUGAACACAUGCUGUGCAUAACAAGUUCAAUGCCACAUAUUGCCUGGUUGGGUUGAGCAAGGCCCUCAUGUGAAACCCUGCAGAGUGCAAAUUCUACUGUCUUAGAUGGACCAAUGACCUGACUCGGUAGAAGGCAGCUUUCUGUGUCCCGAAGUAGCUGUUUUGCAUGCACGAAAUGAUCCACAGAGUUGCCAUACUCAAGGGCUGCUUUGUUUCUGCAGUAGUUGCACAGGGUGGAGAAUUUUCAGCAGGUGGAACUUUGGCUACCAUUGCAGUACUAAGCUGGUUUCAAAGGCAGAUCCAGGUGUUUUCACAAAGCUCCAUUUGUAGUUAUGCAGGGUUCUGUAGUUAUGAAGGCUUACUGGGCCACUGAAAAUCAGAUGAAGUUUGAGCUUUGAAGAUAUAGCUCCCCCCCCCCCCCAAUCCCUGAAAGGAUUGUUGUAUAAUCUUUGGAAAUCUAUUUUAUGAGGUGUCUUUUUUAUGUGUGCCAAAUGCCUUUUAAUCUAAUGGGAUAAUCCUUUCACAUCAAAAUAAUACAGUACCACAGAACCUUGGAAAGACCAAAGACAUAGGUGGCACUGUGGUUUUCAAGUACCAGCAUUUUCUCACUGCCUCCAUCAAAACAAAUCUUAUAAUCCAAAAUAUCUCAGUGGCAAUAAAUGUGUACUCCUCUCACAGUUUUCCCACUUCUGCAAAUGCCUCUAUUUUUAGCUUGACUGCCCUUGGCAGAUAUGAUUUCCAUAAACCAGCUUGCAAAUGUGCAUGAAUGUUUUGCAGAAAAUUAGACUAUACUUCAGGCAGCAUUUUCACACAAACAAAUGCAUGUUUUGAUUUGCAAGGAAGAUCAGCAUUGAUACUGUUCACUGUACAAUUAGAAGGAUGGCAUCACAAUUUUACUAAACUGGUAGAAAGGAAAGGGAAAAACCUAAUGUAUUCAUUAUCACCUCCAUUUCUGGGAGAUAGAAGGAGCGACUUCAUAGGCUGCUAUCUUGGCUUUUUUAUUUGUAAGUUGCCCUGGGCUCCUUUGGAAGGAAGACCGGGGUAGAAAUUUAAUAAUAAAUAAGUUCAAGUGAAAUAAGUGGACCUUUUUAGUAAAAAUGUGUUGGGACUGUGCUGUUAGUGGAAGCAUAGAAAUUGCUAAGUUGAGUCAAACCAAUGGUCUACUAACAGUCUUAGUGAAAAGUUCAGGGUAUGUUGGAAAUAUGCACCUCCUGUUAUUUUGGCUAUCAUGGCUAAUAGAUUGCUAGAGAGAUGCCCCAUGGAUAUCACAGCAUCUGUUGUGAUUUGUGUUCAUGGGCUUAUUAUGCAUAACACAAAGUAGUAAUACAGUGGUACCUUUGUUCUCAAACUUAAUCCGUUCCGGAAGUCUGUUCCAAAACCAAAGCAUUCCAAAACCAAAGCAUGCUUUCCCAUAGAAAAUAAUGCAAAACGGAUUAAUCCGUUCCAGACUUUAAAAAACAAGCCCUAAAACAGCAAUUUAACAUGAAUUUUACCAUCUAACCAGACCAUUGAUCCAUAAAAUGAAAUCAAUAAACAAUGUACUGCAGUCACACAAGCAAGCAAUCAGUCAGUAGCUGAACUGAGUUCCACACAGUCACAAAAACAAAACAAAAAAGACACAAAAAGACACAAUAAAUAGCAAAAACAGACAGACCUCAGCGUAACACUCAAAACGGAUGUGUGUCACUCAGAUCGGAAGCAUAACACUCAAAACAGAGCACGCUUGGCUUCCAAAAAAAGUUCGCAAACCAGAACACUUAUUUCCGGGUUUGCAGUGUUUGAGUUCCAAGUUGUUUGAGUACCAAGGCGUUUGAGAACCCAGGUAUUACUGUAGUUAUAUUGGCUGCUUAUCAGAUUUAAUGGAUGACUCUUCUUCAUAAGUAUGAAGUCUUGCAUAUCCUUUCUGUGCCUGCUCCAGUUCUUCAGUGUCCUUUCUGAAGAUGCAGCUAGGCUGGAAUUAUUUAUAUGUAUGAAAUUCUUCUGAAGUUUCUGAAGUAUUUUAUUCUUUAGUAAUUAAUCAGGAUAUGCAGGAAGAAGAUACAAAUAAAUUUGUAGUGGGGUGACAUGAUCUCAAAGUCAAAAAAGUGGGGUUUCUCCCCCCUGCCUAUUGCCAAACUGCCAGGAAUUCAGUAGUUUGAUGUAGGGUUAUGUGGUCAGACAUUGCAUGAGGACUUGUUGAAUUGUGUGCAAGGUCUUAAGAUGCACACAAAAAAUUAAUAUCCCAUGACAUACUUUUGGAACCCUUAUUGACUACUGUAAACAAAACAAGAAAUGUGACAAGUUCUAUUAUCUUUUGCACCUCAAAAAAACAGAAAACUUUUUUCAUUAACAAUAUAAGCUCAUGCUGGAUUUUUUUAAAAAAAUAUGCAUUUAACAACUAUCUCCUACAUUUCUUUUAUAAUAUAUAUUAUUUAUUUUUGUUAAUUUGAAUUCUCUGAAUCUACCCCCUACCUUUUGUAAUAUAUAUAUGAAUUAAACAAGAGUAUGCAUGCAUCACAGUCUUGGUAAUACUUAUCUGGAAACUUUGAAAGGACUAUUACAAAAUUACAGAAUUUGUAAUCAAAUUACAAUUCAAUUUGAUUUGAAUUGGAGUCUGACUGGUUUAGGAGAAGAGUAAGCAUAUUAUAUAAAAGUGCAUUGUGUUGGUUCAAGCUAGGACCAGCCUGUUCUUCACAUGGGACGCCUACAGUGUGAUCUUCACUUCAGUUAGUUUUGCUUUGUCUUGCCAUUCUUGUGCUACUUCCUUGUUUUAUUGCCUCCUACCCUGACGCUGUUAAUUAUCAGUCCUCCCCCUACCCCACCCCAGUGAUGACAUUUUAAAAAAUAUAUGCAGGUUAAAUGCAAAGAACACAUUUAACACCAUGACUAAUUUGGCCCUGGACUUCUUUUUGCCCUGCCACCGGCCCCUGGGAAAACUUGCUGCUUACCACAGAAUUGGAGCAAAUGCCAAUCGGUCUUUCUCCAGAUUUACAUUUGCUCUGAUUUAGCACUAAAGAGCAAGUUUUGCGGGGGGGGAGCAGCGGGACAGAAGUAAAAACCUCUCUGACUCAUGCCUAGACAGCAGAAAACCGCAUGGAUCAAUGCUUUCUAGGCAUGAGACAAGAGGAUGUGUACACAGAUGUUGGGGAAACCAGAGAAGCAAGUCAACUCUGUUCCUGUUUUCUUCACUUUGACUCUAAUGUCAGAAGUCCAGAUUCAUGGGUCUUGUGGCUCAGGUGGAACUCAUGAAUUGCACCACAUGGCCAAACAGCAGAUUAGCUUGAUUCUUAUUUCACAGCCCUGCCCUGCCCUAUUUUGGCUCAGCAAUAUCAUAACCUGCUUUUGCAGGGAUCCAGCAGCUUUUGAAACUUCUUUCAGCUUUAAAACUAGUUUGCUAUGCUGUUUUGAGAAACUUGGGUUCCAUAAGGGUUUGACCGAUGAAGCCUUAAACGGCUUAGGACCACCUCUCUCCAUAUAAACCGACCUGGACUCUAAGGCCUUUCUUUGUGUGACAACACGAGAACGGGCCUUUUCUUUAGUGACUCCCUGUUUGUGUAAUGCUCCCGCCAGGGCACCUUCAUUAUAUAUAUUUUAGGCACCAGGCGAAAACAUUCCUCUUCAACCAGGCCUUUGGCUAUUCUUCAGCCUUGUGGGAGGUGGUUGGUUACUGCUUUGUUGUUUAUGUUUAUUUCUGCUUUUAUCUUAUGAACCACCCUGAAUUCUGUUGAUGAAGGGCAGUUUAUAAGUCAAAUAAAUAAAUGAUAGAUAGAUAGAUGAUAGAUGAUAGAUAAGAAGCAAGCCCCUGGGCAGACAGCCAUAGUCAAGCAGUUCUUGAAUUUGAGCCAAAGUGUUUUAGUCAGGCAUAGGCAAACUCCGGUCCUCCAGAUGUUUGGGACUACAAUUCCCGUCAUCCCUGACCACUGGUCCUGUUAGCUAGGGAUGAUGGGAAUUGUAGUCCCAAACAUCUGGAGGGCUGGAGUUUGCAUAUGCCUGGUUUUUGUCCUCUCUAGUCCAUUCAGAUUUUAAUUGGAAUAGCAGAGUGUUGAGUGUAUAAAUAAUACUACCUCUGAAAUUUCCUCAUUUCAGUCCUAUAUGGAAGACCACUUGAAGAACAAGAAUCGCCUGGAGAAAGAAUGGGAAGCACUUUGUGCUUAUCAGGCUGAGCCCAACGCAGCUACCAUUGCACAUAAGGAAGAAAACGCCCAGAAGAACCGCUCACAAGAUGUGGUUGCGUGUAUGUACAGUUUAAGCUGGAUUCAUUACUUAAUUGCUUUCCCCUUUGCCUGUUGCUGCAAUUAGCGGAGGAAAUGUGUCGAAAGAACUGUUAUCAGCCACUCUGUGCAAGGAACAGUUAAUAUUCCUGUGGCCCAUCUUGUCUUGCUGUGUGCUUCAGACUUUUCAUGGUGGAUGCUGCUGCUGCUGCUGCUUCCAAAGUAUGCUUUGCACUACUUCCCAUAGAAUCAUAGAGUUGGAAGAGACCACAAGGGCCAUCGAGUCCAACCCCCUGCCAAGCAGGAAACACCAUCAGAGCACUCCUGACAUAUGGUUGUCAAGCCUCUGCUUAAAGACCUCCAAAGAAGGAGACUCCACCACACUCCUUGGCAGCAAAUUCCACUGUCGAACAGCUCUUACUGUCAGGAAGUUCUUCCUAAUGUUUAGGUGGAAUCUUCUUUCUUGUAGUUUGGAUCCAUUGCUCCAUGUCCGCUUCUCUGGAGCAGCAGAAAACAACCUUUCUCCCUCCUCUAUGUGACAUCCUUUUAUAUAUUUGAACAUGGCUAUCAUAUCACCCCUAUCAUAUUUUGCCCCAGCAUGUAGGGCAAAAAAAAAAUUCAGGUAUUUCAGGGGGUUGGACUAGAUGACCCUCGCGGUCCCUUCCAACUCUACAAUUCUAUGAUAACAGCAAGUGCCGUUUUGCGUAAAGGACAUUUCAUUUCGACAGCCUCAUGGUGCGGUUUUCGCGCAUGGCUUUUGGACACAAAUACCUUUAUCCAAAAGUGCACGAUGCUCUUGGCUUGUAGUUAGAACGGUUAGACCCAGUCAAGUGUAUAAGCACCUGCUGGUUUUGAUAGAUGAGCUUACAAGGCAGCUGCUCUCCGUGUUGGGCCUAGGAUGGAAAGUGGAGCCGAGAGUAGCCAGGGCAUAUAUGUGUUUUAAAAGUUUUUUGUGCUCUUCAUGCUCAGCCAAAAGCAGCACAUUCCUAUUCCAUGUACUUGCUUAUUCUGGUAGGUGUAUCAAACAUUCUGUAUUGUACAUCAGACUGAAUGCACAUGGCUGUACCAUGAGAUCGACGCUAUUUAUUAAAUUUCAUCAGCUACCCUACAUAUGAACUUGGUGUGGAAAUCCCUUUAAUAUAAACCUGUUAUUAUUGGCAACGGUCUUUAAGCAUUGUCAUGCUCAAAAAGAGAAGGAACACGGAAAGGUUUGGCAUCAUUAAUGCCCUUGCUAGGGGCUACUGAACCUGAAGCACAGUCUAUAUUAAACAUUGUUGUGUGUUUUUAAGUGAACUUGUUAGACACCCAAACAUUUUACUGAUUUAUUUAUGUGGCGAGGUUUAUACACUGCUUCAUCAUAAAAAAAACUGCUAAGCUGUUUACAUAAAAUGAUAUAAAAUAGUCAUUUGAAAAUACUGAUAAAACCAAACAUUAAAAACAUGUUGCGUUAAAAUGUAUCAAGCUAGAAAUAAAAUCAGUAGUUCUCUUUUCAAAAAAAUAUAUGAUAAGACUUGUGUAAAUAAAAACAUUUUAUUUUUUUAGCAGGCGCUGAAAACAAUACAGCGAAGGCACCUGCCUAAUAGCAAUUAUUCCUCAACAUAUCAAGUUCCAUUUCAAGAACUCUUUUUAUAUGGUUCUUAACCAUUUAAAUCAGUCUUUUGGAAAUGUCUAUAUUUAGAAGCAAGUAUGCAAAAAAAAAACAGGCUGAAUAGUAGUGGUCUGUUCAGAAAUGCUCUUUGAAAGAUCUCUUUUAACAUAAAUAUGAAUUAAUACUGAUUUUAACUUUUUUUUAUUUAAAAAAAUCAGAUGAUCAUUGCAGGAUAUGUUUGAAAGCUGAAAACAGUCACGACAACUCGGACUACAUCAACGCAAGUCCUAUUGUAAGUAUAAAACAAAAAAAAUACUACUUUGCCUUUUUGAAACUAAAACGUUAGUUCUGAUGGAAGAAAAAGGUUGAUUGUGAUGCAAGUUAUAAUAGCAAUUUAUUGAGUCCACAUGGCGACAUCCCUCCAAUAUUUCCCUUCCUGUGACUUUGCGGCCAGCAGUUUGCCUGCUUCUGAUAGCAGCUAUGUACAAUGGGUAUUCUCUCAGUAGUUGUAUUAAUCAUUUGGCUAAGAAUGCCACAGUGUGAGAGUUUAGAUAAAUGGGGAGUUUCGGGAGUUUCUGGGUGGGAGAGUAAAUACUUGCCCAGCUCCCUGCAAUAGGUUUUAGUAAAACUCCUUAUAUCUUGGGGACAUAGUGAUUGUUCUUACUGUUCGUUAUCAUUCCCAUAGCUGUGGGAAGAAUUGCUUUUCCCCAUUGACAAAAUAUUGUUGGUAAGGUACAGCAGAUGCCCUCUGAAACAGCAUCUAUCUUGAGGAAAGACAUUGGGAUCACCUUAAAGCCAAGUAGCCAUUUUGUAUUUAUUGUACGGCAAAAUUGUGUGCCCUGAUAAUUUAGACUGGCAAAAUUUGUGACAUUGCAGGAAGUGAACUGAAACAGAAUCAGAACUUUGUUUUGUUUUCCUUUCCUUUCAGAGUUCACAAAGGGUAACUGAAAUCUAGUCCCAUUUCUCACACCUCAGUCCAAAUUCUUCCAGUCAUUACAGUUUCACACAAAUCAAACUGUGUUUGGCCAAAAUAGAUGUUUCAAUGUGGCUUCACUGUGUGUCACACAAGCUGUCUCACAGUCCUUGGUUGUUUCCAAGAGCAAAGUAUGCUUUAGGGUAACAUCAGAAUGUUUUAAAAUUCUGCUUCAUUCUUGCUUGAUGUGUCUUUAUUGACAGGAACAAAUAGCUUUUUAAUGCCAUGAUUGUCUGGUAAUUUUACUGGUUCCAUAUUUAAAAUGUGUUAACUAUUUUCAUGAUAUUGAAGGUGCAUGAUAUUUUGUAAGUGCAAUAUUAGUAGUAAGCUUCAAGUCCUCAGCAGAGAACUUGCUCCUGUUAACUUUCAUACUGAUGGGCUAAAAACAUCUCUUGUUUGUUUUGAGAACUUAACCCUAGUCUAGCCAAGAACAGAUAGGAAAGGCUAAUGAAACGUAGCAGAUGUGUGGAGACCUGAAAUAACAGUGGUUUGAUCUUCUUCACCAACUACAAAUAAUCUUUUUAAAUUCAAAAUAAAUAAAUGAAGUGGUUCAAAAUUUAAUAGCUUCCAGCAAUUACCGUGCCAAUAAAAUGGCAUAUUUGAUGCCACGAAGCCUUUGGAUGUGAGGUGAGAAUUGUCCUGUAUUCCAAACGGAAAAUUAAUAACGCUAGAGCUAUAAACUAUGAAUUGGACUAGAAAGUUUUUUUAUUUCCACUCGCCUCCCUUCGGCAUGCGAGGGGCUUGAUGAAGCCGGAGUGUAAUAUAAAGCAAUUACUUUCAGGCCUUGGAAAGGGAGGCUUCCAGGGGUGUGCGUAUAGUUGUGUGUUUCCAGCUCCAGGGUCAGUGGUCCAGCCUCCAGCUGGGGCUCACUCAACCUUGGCUUGAGUCUAAAUGAGUAAAGCAAUACAUGCUGGGGGAGCCCUUCUUUGCACCAGACAAUGCGUUGGCCACCUGCCCACAUGUUUCUUUCUCGAAACUGCUUAGCAGCCCCCCUCCCUGCCCCCACUUUCCCAUCCCUCCCAAUACGUUGUGAAAACCCAGGGUUUUUUGUGUGUGGUUUUUUUUACACUUAAUGCGCUCAAAAAGCAACAAGGAGAGAAAUCUGCAAAGAGAUCUGAUGAAAUAUCUUGCUGAUCGUUGUUGUUUUUAAUUACUAUUCCAAUGCGAGGAUGCUUAGAGAUUCCUUGGAAUAAAACUGAGCUGGAAGUCCUCUUUCCUGUUCUCUGAAAUAACAUAAAAUACCGAGGUAAUAACUCUGCUGCCAGCGGUUGAAUGAAAAGCUUGCAAUUACAGCACAAGGAGACCCUGACUGUGCAGAAUAAAACUAUGAUAAUUACAUCUGUCAUAUUUGUACUUUGUCCUCAUUAAAUUCCAGGGAAAUCAUCCAGUAGUAAAUAAUGUGCAAUCUUUGUUUUUAAAUCAGAGGUCAGGAAAAGUAAAUGGGAAUUCUGUUUUUCCCUCUUAGGGUGUUGGAAAGGGGGGAGCCCAUCAACUACAUUAACAAAAACAAAAUAGCACCUACCUUUCAGCUUGCUUAUUACUGAAGCCACCAGACUGAGGAAUGUGAUUAACAUGACAGUUUGCUCAAACACAGCAUACAAAUUUUUAUCAGUGAGAAUAGAUUCUGAAAUUUGUAAUGACAUUCAAAACCAUAUUUAUUUCAUUCCAUUAUCUUUUUCAUUUUUUAAAGAGGGAUUUUUUAAAAGGUGGGUUUUUUUAAAAGAAAGAAAGAAAGGCAGGUGCCAGUUAUAAUAAUUAUAUGUUCUAAUAUACUAUUAAUAUAUUAGUCAUAAUUUUAUCAUCUCCUGUAUCAUUUUUUAUUUUUAACAGAGGAAAGAGGUGAUUCAGUAGUAGUAUACCUGCUGAAAGUCGUGUGUGUGGUGGUUUUGAAUAUAUUGCAGUGUGGAAACAAAAUUGCCUCCGAGCUUGCCUGUAGUUUUAAAGAAAAUUAAUUUCAUAGAGCUUUUGGUUUUAUGUGUUGGUUUUAUGCACACUAAGUUUAACCAUGCAUUUAAAACAAGUAUGCAGGAAGUCAGGAUAAAUUGAACAGCCAACACACAUGCAGAAAGGAACUUAGCUGGUUCUGAGCCACAAAUAUUACAUUGCUCAAAGCCAAAGAACUAAAUAAAAGAAUUCUGAAUUGUAUGUUGUGUCGGCGCAAUAACUGGGAAAAUACAGAUCUAAAUUGGCAUGAAGCUAGUUCAGUUUAAGUGGAGUCACACAGAACAGAUACAUUGUUUGAAUAAGAUUUUAUCACAAUAAAUAAUGGCAUCAUAUCAAAUCUUUUCUUAUUAUUCCCUUGGUAAGCGGUGGAGCAUUGUUUUUAUUCAUAUCUAGAAUUUUUUUUAGUGUAGAAGCAUAUGCAUGAAGUUUGUUAAAACAGAAGGAUAAAAUAACACUGUCUCUAAAUAUAAAAAAAAUUUGAAUCUUUUACACAUUAGCAUUUUUAGCAUUUACUUGGGGGCAGCAUAAAUAUGCAAAAAGAAUUGACAUACAUAUUUUAAAAAUUCAGAUAGAAUUGAUUAUAGCAAUGUAUUUGUAUUCAGUGUGGUGUUCUCUAGUUUAGGAAUUGUCAAUCAAUUUUAAUUUGGGGGCAGGCAGGGAGAGUGCUUAGAUGACUUGGAAUUAAAACAUCUUAGGUUUAGAGGUGGUUUGAUCUGAUCCCCUGCAGGAGUUCUCUUCUGAUAAGUUGGAACGAGGCAGAUGGUUCUUUUGGGCGUCUUUCGAUUAUUCCUUCUUCCUCGUAUGAUACCAGAAUCAGAGCUGUUAAUUUUGCUUUGGUUCAAGUGAUCCUUAGUCACAUGUAUUAUCAUGGAAACUCUGGAUAUGCGGUAGACUAGCUCUCUUCCUGGCUUGCUGGAGCAGCUGUGAAAAAUGAUAAUUUUGUGAGAAGCAGAACAUGUGUAAUUAUACAUUUUUUAAAAAAAAAUAGACUCUACCAACUAUAUCUGUGUAAGUUGUUGUUUUUUUAAAAAAAAAUAUAUAGUCUAAACUUCCUAAACCCUUGCAGAUCAAAAAACGUUGAUAUUUGUCCUAAUGAGCCAAUUAUUUGCUGUCUUAUUCUCUAAAAUGAACUUUGUGACCGUUUCCGAUUUAUCUAUCUGUAGUGAUAAUUUCUUAGUGUAGAGGAAGAAGCUGUGCUUUGAUGUUCGAGACGUUUUGGCACAACAUACAGAUUUCAUUUAACAACACUUCUCCAUUGUUUCUGCGCUCGGAAUAUCUAGAUGCCCUCAGGGAUUGUUCAGAAACUUUACUCUUAAGCAGCCUAAACAUUUUGUGCUAAGCUUUUAUUGGUUGAUGUUUCCAGCUGGGUUAUAUUAGUUAACGUGAAUUUGAGCAAAUUGAUCUCAGUGGUGCUGAGAUCCCGAAUGACCUUCAGUGGUUCAAAGGAUUUGGCUGAAAGGUUUAUUCUGGCAUCAGGAUAAUGUUCCAGCUUGUGCCUUUGCUCCACUGCCAGGACUUGACUCUGGCCUUUGGUCUGAUGGUACUGCUGCUUUUUGACUCUUAUCUCAGGACUUCGUCCAUGCCCCACCAGCGUAGAAUGAGGCAUGGCUGAGACAAAUGUGACUGACUACCCGGGGCAUUCACUUCCUGUCAAGUUUACCCUUUCAUGUUUUUAUCCUGCCCUUUUCUCCAGGGCGACACACAUAGGAUUUCCCUCAAGUCGCUUUUAUGGAUGAGUUGGUUUUGAACCUGAAUCUCCCCAGCCCCAACUCAGUACAGUGGUAUCUCAGGUUACAGACGCUUCAGGUUACAUACUCCACUAACCCAGAAAUACUACCUUGGGUUAAGAACUUUGCUUCAGGAUGGGAACAGAAAUCGUGCUGUGGCGGCGGGAGGCCCCAUUUGCUAAUGUGGUACCUCAGGUUAAGAACAGUUUCAAGUUAAGAACGGACCUCCAGAACGAAUUAAGUUCUUAACCCAAGGUACCACUGUACUUUCCCCACUCCUAAUGGUUUGUAAGUGGGGCAGCAACUUCUUACUACACUGACUCAGCAAAAGAAGGAGGAGGAGGAGGAGGAGGAGGAGGAGGAGGAGGAGGAGGAAGAAGAAGAAGAAGAAGAAGAAGAAGAAGAAGAAGAAGAAGAAGAAGAAAGAAGCAGCAGCAGCAGCAAGAGGUCUUGACUAACCUUUAUUGACUUGGAACCUACUCUAGUCACGCAUCAUCAUCAUUUUUAAUUUGUAUACCAUCUUUCUAUCUUACAAUACUCAAGGCGGUUUACAAGCUGAAGAAACAAAAAAUGUACAUCUUAUAACAAUCUAAUGCGCUAAAAAAAUGUGAUAAUAAAACAAAACUUUAAAGUAAGCAACCUACAUCAAAAAAUAAUAAUAACAUAUAAUAGUUAAACAGAAAUCCACUCAACAGUUACAAUAAAUAAUUUCUAAACUAUAAUCAGUAAAACAACGGCAAGCCACAGUACAUAAAAUAAUACAAUACAAAUUGAGAAGCAGAGACUAGAGGGUGGAACAAGGCAGGUGGAAGGAGGCCUUACCUGAUGGAGUCUCUCCCCUCACAGUUCCCUUGCAUAACUUUAAGGCAAGCUUAGCAUAAACACACCAGUUCCCGGAGAGGAGAUUGUGGCCGCUUUACUUCUCCUGUGAUUCUGCUGCGAGCUAAGCCGUGGUUUGGCUUAGCAUGUCAUCUGAAGCUGGGCUUGUGGCAAACCGUGAGCUGUAACCAAGGUUUGCUCUUAGGUUUUCAGCUCAUGGUUUGUCAGUGCAGCAGGAGGAGGACCAGAGGUGAACUUCCCUGUACCAUUUGUGAACCAUCUUCCUGAGCAACCUGAAACCUUUCUCAGAACUUGCUUCUCGCCUGCUUGCCUACCCUGGUAUCAGCCAGAUCAGAUCUUGUUAACUCUUACUUGCCCAUAACCCCAGCCAGCCCACCCGUGAGGCAAGGUGAGGCGACUGCCUCUACAGUGGCCUCUCAGUGAAUAAUGGGCACUGAUAGCCUCCUCCCACACCUAGAGAGGAAAUGGUGGGAGCUGCUUUCGGGGGUCUGCUGGGAUAUGUGCCUGCCUUCAAACAUUGGGCAAGGUUGACUUUAUUCCCUGUCCUUAUUCCCAAUGUAGAUCUUCACUCCCACUUCGUUCCUCCAUUUUAUGGUUUGCCUCAGGUGUCUUGGGCCAGGCCUGCCCAUGCCAGACCUAGCAAACUAGAUUGCCAGCAUCCUGAUGCAAGUUUAAGUUCCAUGCUGGUGUGGUUUUGUUAAGUGUCCUAAUAGCAACCUGUAUCCCGGGGUCUUUGUGUUUGCAACCGUAAUAAAUUUAAAAACCUCAGUACCAAGUGGAACAAAACUGGACAGUUUUCCACACAUACCUAAGUAUACAGCAGCACUUUUGCUGCCAUUGUGCAUGUUAUUAUCAUGCGAUCCAAAGUAGUUUAAUAGGCUGUGCAUCUAUUUAGAUCUUUGCAUUUCAGCUGAACAGAGUGCAAAUUGUGAGUUAAUAUCCAAAUCCUCACAAAUAUAUUUAGCAUUGGGAAUUUUAAAACACGCAAGUUAAUAAAGGCAUGCAUUAUUAUUUUCAAUUAGUUUAACCUUGGCAGGGGUCUGUAAAUUCAUUUAUUAGCAGAGAAGAAAGCUUUUUUUGCCAUCUUGGAUAUCCUCUGAGAACAUACGCACGCUAGGCAAUGCCAGUUUUUAGUGAGACUGAUAACCUUUCUCUUCUUUGUUUUGCUCCGCAUCAGUAGUAGACAACAGGCAAUUUAAACAUUUACAUUCAUUGAAGUGAUAUAAUACAUGCAAAUUUGAAAGUGACCCAGCUAUUUUUUCAUGCAAACUAGUAAUCCUAACCUGCAUGUGUCUUCUCCAUAGCUGCUUUCUGUGCACCAGAAUAUAAUAAUUGCAAAUGUCUGUGUUAUUGUUAACUUGAUGAUACGUUUGACCGGUCUUUCCUCAUUAUGAUGUCUGUAAUGCUCAAACUGCAGCUUUCUGACAACAGUUGAUUUAUACUGUAAGGCCAAGAGUGGCCCUUUCCUGAUUUAUCAAAUAGUGGAGGGUUUAGAAGUAUUUCUUCCGUGACAGUGGCACUCACCUCAUCACUGAUUCAGCUUGCCUAUUCUCUUUACAUUGUGAAUGAAUACACACAGCUUCACUUUCCCCCCUUUCAUUCACAAAGUUCGCACCAUUUGAAAUAUCAGCAUAAGGAAUGGAAAGGUAGAAACAAACAAAUGCCAUGUAAUCCAAUGUCUUGCCUACAAGGGCAAAGAUUUCUACCAGCCUUCAGUCCAGGGGCAGCUAAUGUGAUGCCCUCAAGAGGUUGUUGGGACUACAGCUCCCAUCAGUCUCAGCCAGCAUGGCCAGUGAUCAGGGAUGAUGGAGUCCAGCGAGAUCUGGAACACACCAUGUUGGCCACCCCAGUUGUAGUCUAUCCUUAACCGCAACAUUCUAGUUUUCCAUGUGUAAGAGUCCGUUCUCCCCCAACGCACUCACAAAAGUGUUUUCACACUUGCAAAGUGCUGCCAGCAGUCUGAAGUAAUCCAUUGCAGAAAUGGUUUUAGUAAUGAGCUUUUGUGGUGAUGAGCUGCUUGCCUGUACCAGGGGUGGUUAACCUGUGGCCCUUGAGAUGAUGCUGGAGUGCAGCUUUGUGGCAUUCCUGACCAUUGGCCAAGGGAGCCAGAGUCCCAACAGCAUCUGCUGGACCAACACUUCAGACAUGCCAUUUUACCGGUGAGAACACCAAGAUCUACCAGCCCAGAUAGACUUGUAUCUGCUAAAGACUUGUGGUCGGGGCAAAAUUGUGGGGUGUCUCAGGAUAUUCUGACCCAGUGAUAUUUUUUUCCAGUGCUAGAACUGAAGCAAGCUCACACAUAAAAGUUCGUGCCUGUUUAGAGUCCUUCAUUUAGGCAAUCUGAUUUAGCUGGGGGAAGUUGUUUUGCUCUUGCUAUUUGGCAAACAAUUGAGGGAAACCCUACUUCAAAUUACCAGCAGGUGCCAAACUACCUUCCAACUACCGCAGUGUAGUCUACGCCUUAGGCAACACACUGCAUGCUUCAUCCAUUGCAAAUGAUGUCCGGUGAUUCUAGGCUGGUUAAGCCACCGCAUCUCCUUCCUCAAGGCCACUGUUCCCUUUACCUGUACUCCAAUUUUUGCCUUGUUACGUGUUUCAGGAGGGGGAAAGGGAAAGCUGGGUUAUGAAAGAAGCACAGCACUUCCAAAUGUGGUCAUGUAAAUAAAUGAAUGUGACCUUCUCCUUUGGAUAUGCUAAAGUUGUUAAAUAAAAUAAAACGGAAUCAUUAUCUACUAGAAGCAGCAAGCAUGUGUUACAAAUUAUACUGGGUUUUAAUAUAUAUAUAAAAUCGUGUUAUAUUUUAUUAUAGUGAGGUGCUUCAGGUAUCUGGUUUUUUGCCAUUUCUUUCAAUCAUGGGAGCCACCCACUCAAAUGAGCAGUGGCUAGGGGAGACCUAAAACUGCACAACUAGUUCCAUGCUCCCAAUGUAUAUUUUGGCCCGUGGUUCUUUGAGCAGUAAUACACCCUAAUGGAUAUUGUGUGCUGCAUUUGAAAUUAUGGAAUCUGCUGUUGCUAUUGUUUAAGAAUCAGGAGAAAUCUUAACCAAUCUGCUUCAAAUCGCCUAGAGGCAUACGAAGAGGUGAAAUUAUGGGUUUUUAAGAAGCAGUUUGUGAUACCAGAUGGGAAACUGAUGUUCAAACAAAAUAAUUUAGAAACUGCACUGCACAUCCCCAAACCGUUGGAUGUGCCUAAAAUAGCUUUUUGGUCCUGGUCAAUGUACUAUGUGUUGAAUCCAGUGGACCACAAAAUAUGAAAUGUGGUGUUGAUGCCAUGGAAUUGGUUGCAGCCAAGGUCCAAAAACUCCUGGCUGAACAUAAUACCGAUCAUGUAGGCAGAACGACUCCACAAGUAAAAGAGAGCUUCUGAAAGUAAUGAAUAAUCCAGGCCUGAGUUAGGAGAUCUGUGAUUGUAUCACCAGAUUUUUAAAAACAAAAAUGGAAAUGCAGGACUGGGGAAAUAGCUCCAGAAUUUCAUUCCAGGCCAUUUCCCCAAACAAAACCCCAUGCUGCUAUGUGUCACACAGGGAAAACACAAAUACAAGCAUCUAUAAUUUUCCCCUGGGGUACAAACAGCAGUACAGGGGUCUUUUAAAUUGGAAAAAUUGUGUGUGUGUGUGUGUGUGUGUGUGUGUGUGUGUGUGUUAAAAGCGCAGCCAGCAAACUCACGCAACUACAACCCCAUUAAAAGUAAAACCAAGCAAGUUGGAAAAUGCAAACACGAAUCUCCAACCUAAUAAGUGGUUCCCCCUUAGAACGGCUGACUUGUGUUUAUAAAUGUUAAUAUAUUGAGUGUUACAGGGUGCUGCUAUCUGCUAUUGCUUAAAUUUUUGAUAAAACUUUUUUUGGGGGUGGGUGAGGGUGGAUUCCACUGCUCAGUACAAUUUAGCACUUGUUGAAAUAAUUGAGAUUUGUGCUCCUGCAACUGCAAGCAUAAUGUCAGCCUUGUUCAUGAGUGUGAGUGUGUGUGUUUUAAUUCUUUCUAAGGAUUACAAUCAAUGGGGUUUUUGUUGUUUUUCUUGUGUUUAAAUUCCCAUCAGCCAAUCUUGUCCUUAUCAGGAGAAUGGGGCCAAAGAUUUAAGACCAGAAAACCCACCCAUCUGUUUGAAAACACUCAUUGUAACUACCUAAUCCUAUUUACUCUCCGUAGCUUUGUUUCUGAGGAUCUCUUUUUUCCCUACUCAGUCACUCUUUGAAAUAGAUGUAAUAAUUAAGGUCUUUAAACAGAACUUCUUUUAUUGAGGGUUAGAAGCCUGCAUUUUUAAACAAACAAACUGACCAGAAAAGGCCAGGAUUGAGUUUGUUCUUCAGUUUUGGCUUGUUUCUAGAUGCCCUUGAGUGCUAUGACAGAAAUGGAAGAGAUGCUUAAAUGUGCCCGGCAUCCCUAAUGCCCUGCAUUGAGAAAUGUUUUGAAGUGGCUUGUAGGUUGCUAUGAGACUGAAAACCCCGAGUAAAUGCUUUUUUUUUUUUUUUUGUCAGCGAAUGCUCCUUAAAUGAUUUCACGUUACAUAUUUAGAACAUAGAUCGCUGAUCUUGUGACAUCUUAGUAUUAGACGACACAUUCUGUUCUGCUGGAGAAAGGAACUCUUAUUCUGAGGAAAGGAAAUAACAGACUUUUUCCUCCUUUCAAGAGAAGUGCUCUCCUAGUUGAUCAGUUCACUAAUGCACUGCAAAACUGCUAUUUUCGCUGUUUUGUGGCAAUUUUCUCUCCCUCUCUGUUCAUAUUGAGCCCUGCAUCUAAUUGCUUUUUCCUUUUUCAGAUGGACCAUGAUCCUAGGAACCCUGCUUAUAUAGCUGCUCAGGGCGCCCUGCCUUCUACGGUCACAGACUUCUGGCAGGUAAAAAGCCUUUGUUGAACUGCUUUUAGGAACAUAGGGAGGUGCUUCACCCUGAGCCAGACCAUUGAUGCAUCUAGAUUAGUAUUACCCUGACUAGCCAUGGCUCUCUAGGGUUUCAAAUGGAACAUUCCCAGUCCUAAUGGAAACGUAAGGGAUAAAACUUGGGAACUUCUGCAUACCAAGCAGAUGAUCUGCUGCUGAAUUAUGGUUCAUGCUGCGGCCGUCCUUUUACAAUUGUGUAUUCAUUUCUAACUACAUCUUAAGUGUAACAGUAUUGUGAGCCUGCAGCAAAAUACAGGGUUGUAAUAUCAUACAUUGUUAGGGACGCGGGUGGCGCUGUGGGUAAAACCUCAGCGCCUAGGACUUGCCGAUCGCAUGGUCGGCAGUUCGAAUCCCCGCGGCGGGGUGAGCUCCCGUCGUUCGGUCCCAGCUCCUGCCCACCUAGCAGUUCGAAAGCACAAUUAAGUGCAAGUAGAUAAAUAGGUACCGCUUUAUAGCGGGAAGGUAAACGGCGUUUCCGUGUGCUGCUCUGGUGCCGGUUCGCCAGAGCAGCUUCGUCACGCUGGCCACGCGACCCGGAAGUGUCUGCGGACAGCGCUGGCUCCCGGCCUCUAGAGUGAGAUGAGCGUACAACCCUAGAGUCUGUCAAGACUGGCCCGUACGGGCAGGGGUACCUUUACCUUUACCUUUAAUAUCAUACAUGUAAUAUUAAAAACCUGCACUGGGUUGGGUAUAACUAUGGCGGUGAUUUUGUUUGUGGACAAAUGGAUUCGGUUCAAUGUACACUCCGCAGAUGUGCAAGCGGGGUCUGUGUGUUAGGGGUGAAACAUGCCCCCACUCCUCACAUCACAGAAAGGCCGAAAGGUUCUCCUGAAGGACCAUGGAGCAAUUUAAGCUGUGCUGAAUGAGUCUGUGUGUGGAAUCUUAGCAUGCCAAGUUGAAGCAAACCUGGGCUGUGGGAAUAGAAUGGGUAUCAGCAGAAUUUGAGGUGACAAUUGAGUUGUCAAAUUUGGGGUGGGAGAAGGGAGAACUGAGAUGGAAAAUGGUUCCUACCUAGGAUCUGCUGAGAAGAGAACAUCAUGGGAACCCCAAGGAAAAGUAGCAGUCACUCAAUUCCUAGCAGGAGGUUUAGGGAAGUGUGCUACGAUCCAGAUGUGGCCUUAUUCCUAUCUAACAGCAUGUGCACAGGGUUGGAAUAUGUCGUUUGCCUGCCACUAAUGCAAUUUUCUAAUUUUCCAAGUACUUUGUAAUGCAAGCCUAGAGCUGCUGAAAACCAAAUACUUUUAUACAUUUGUAGGGCUUCCCUCCGGACCCAAGAAGGUGCUUUUUAAAGUUUAGCAUUUCAUGUUAUAUAAACUUUUUCCCAUUAAAUCCUUAACUGAGUUGGGGGAAGAAAGAAAGAAAGAUAAGCUAGAGGGUCAUAUUCACCUAAGUUUUACUCAGAGUAAAUCAAAUCCAUUGAAAUAUGCCUCACUUAGGUCCAUUAAUUUAAGUGGGUCUACUCUGAGUAAAAGUUAGUUGAAUGCCACCCAGAAUAUUUGCAAGUUCCUAUAUGUCUGUGUGUGUCUCAGACUAGGGGGAGGUUCCCAAAUCCUGUCCAUUGUUUCAUGAACCAAACAGUUGCUCCUUUAAGACUUAAGAUAUUCAAAACUGCUGCUUUUUGGAAUUUCAGAAUUCCAACACACUUGCAAGGUUUAAAAAGAUUUAAGGUGGGCCAAACACAAAUCAGCACCCUAUGUCAAAAACAAAGCCACAGUUCACCUCCCCCACCCCAUAAUAUAGUCUUACUUGGGUCACAGUCUUCAGUGUGUAGCUGGAAGUGUGGAAGCAGAAAAAAGAUACUUUUUUUCCUUGCACUUUGCAAACCAAGCAAGCUAGCAAGCUCUGGAUUGCACCCACCCACCCCUGCCUCCAUUGCAAAGAUCAUUCUGGCACCACCUUAACUGAAGAGAAUGGGCAGCAGAUUUGCUUUUUGCUUUGUUGUGCUUUUCAGAUUCUCCCAGGGUAGAAAACCUUGAAUUCACUCAAAGUGGGGGGGUGGAUUCUGAUUGCAGAAUAACGAAUACUUAACGCCAAAAAAACCCAAGUUGCUCCACACCAAAGAGGUGUCAUUUGAAGGUCCAUGGUAUCCAGGUAGCACUUAUGCGGGUUGAUGGAACCCAUUUUCCCAUGGGCCCCUGUUCUGAUUAUGAAUUCAAGGCUCUCUUGAAGCCCACAGUAAUAGCAGAACAACCCUACUCUGGAGUAGAUCAGCCUCGCAAUUGUGAAUGGGUUGGACAAGAAGGGAAGUUUAUGGGGGAACCAAAAUACAACCUGUACCUCUAUAUCAGUGGGGUUUUACUUAGUGUUGCAUUAGGUUAGUGCAUGUUAAACCCUGAUUUUCAUAGUCAAACCGGUGCUCUUCUCCUUAUUUCUCUGCAAUACUUUAAUAGCCAAAGUCCAUAAAAUUGAAAUUAGGAUAUCUGGUUGGCCUGAGUUAGAAAGGGUAAAAUUGCUUUUUAAGGGCUAAUCCUGAUGUUGCUUUUCAGUCCCAUGGAAAGCAACAGCCAUGAGCUGAACAUGUCCCAUAUCUUAGUAUUUUCAAUGUUCCCUAAGAUUUUUUAAUGUUGAAUUUGAACUGGGGCACCUUUGUGGGAACCUGUCUUGCUAGUUUUGAAAGAGCUUCACAGGCUGCCGGUUUACAAGACCAGUUCAAGAUUCAAGUCCUUACCUGGGUGCCAAGUUACUUAGGACUGCAUAGGAAUCUAAAGGAACCCCUCCUUGAUUUCAGCCCUCCUAGACGCUCACUUCAUCUGCUGAGGUCUUCAAUUGGGCGCAGCUAUAGUGUUCCACCUGUAGAAUUUCCUGCUCCAGAGACUUUGCCCAGGAUCAGCUUUGCAGUUAUUUAGGCACCAGCGUAAAAACAAUGAAGUCAACCAGGUGGCAACAGAGCUGUUGAGUAAGCAAAGCUAGGGUGCUUCAGGAAAGCCUUUCUGGAGGCUACUGAGGAGUGAGAUUGCCCUUCAGAGUGAUGUCUCCUGCCUCCUGGAGAGCUCUGUUCUAAUGACAAAGUUUGCAUGUUGUGCUUGGUAUGAACUUCAGGGGAUACUAUCAAGUCUCCUGCUGCCUCUUGGACUCAUGUAGUUGUGAAGGCAGGAUCUGCAUAGCUGCAGAACAUGUUGAGGGAAGCAUCUGUCUGAGGGCAUGAGCAAGAGAACUUUUAGCAGUAGGGAUGGGGUUUCCUCAAUCCCUUGGGCUUCCACCACCUUCUCCAUGGAAUUCAGUGGUUGCUUCCCAGAAUGAUCCAAACUAGGCAUCUGCCCAUUGUCAGGAUCCAGGUCUCCUUUGGUCAUAAAGAAGUGCUGGGUCCAGGUUGUGGGUAUGAAGCUAGAUAAAGAUUGAAUGUUUGUCAUGUCGCAACCUGCAUGCAAGCACAAGCCCAUUCAGAACUGAGGCCUACAGGUGGAAUCAAGUGACAUCUGUUGGCUUUCCAUGUAUACAGCAAGAUUUUGAACAAGUGAUCCCAGAAGAGGUACAGUUAGGUGACAGACUGCUGUGUGCCUGGAUUGGAUUCAUUUUAAAAGAGAGUUGAGGAACGUUUGGGGUAGGAGAUGGGAAUGGGAGACGAAUACAAAGAAUGUUUAGUGCAGAUGUUUAAUAGCACAUUAUAUUAGACAUCCAUCUUUAGUUAAUUUGUAGCAGUUAGUCUACCUGGUCAGCCAUUACAAAUGUUCCACUUGGUCCUUUGAACAUAUAUUCUUACAGAAGAAUGAGGGCACCACAGACUGGCCUUACUGUGAAGCAUUUGAUUCAGGAAGCAGGCGUCAAAGUGAUGAUAGUGUUUCUAUGGACAAUGGGGAACUUCUCAAAGAGCAACAUGCUAGAAUGGUAUAUAAACUGUAUAAAUAAAAUAAAUACCUAAAUAUUAUUAGAAGACUAAGUUGUAUUUUCCCCCAACAUCAAUUAUUAUUGCUAAUAAAAUAUUAGCUUAGGGAAAAGGAUAGGAGAAAAUGUUGGGGAGGUGGGGUUAAUGGGGAAAUGGUAUAGACAUCAAAGUGUUAAAUAUGACUGCAAUAUCCUAGAAUUCCAUUGUUGGAAUUCAGUUGUGGCGUUGAUAGCGUUCAGUGUCAUGUACCUCAUAACAUGACUUGGAAAGAAAUAUGGUACCCCAGAGUAACUUUGAAAUUGUUUGUUGAAAUUAACUUUCAUUUGGAUUUAUGCUUAAGGAAAUUUUCAGAGAUUUGAGGAAGUUCCUCUGUAAUGAAAUGCUGUUCUCCCUAUGUCUUUCUUUCUUUCUUUUUUUAAGCCCAUGGAAAGGGAUGCCAAACUGUAAGGAUUCCUCUCCCUCUCUCUAAAUGAGUAGGCUUUCAUAAUGUUACACUUGGGUGGCACAAGCAACUGCUGGAUGAUUAGUUUAUGACCUAGAUCAUUGUGUUUUUAUUGCACUCAUAAAAACCGUGUUUCUCCUCAUUUUCGUAAUGGCUUCAUUGAGCUUGUAUACCUUCUAAAGGCACAUUAAAUCGUUAUAUGAUAGAAGCACAAGCUAGCCUGGCCAAUUUGUGGUGGGGUUUCAUUUUUUCUAUAGUACAGAUACAGUUAAAAUAAGAGAGAGAGACUGUAGAAUUCUGUGGAGUGGAGUAUAUGAACUAAUGUAACUGGCAGCAUCUUUCAAUUCAAGGUUUUGCUGAAAUUAAUAAAAAACCUCUUAAGGAAAUAGAAAAAUGACCCUUAGUCGUUAUUCAUUGCUUUAGAUCCAACAUACUAUUUUUGCAUUGUUAAGAAUUUGCAGCAAGAUUAUUUAUACUCUCUGAUUUCAGUGGAACCAGGAAAUCACUUUGGGAAUACAGGGUCAGCAUAGUAAGUUUUACUCUUUCCAGAGAGACAGAGAGGUUUUACAAUAAAAGUGUGUAAAAGUAGUCCCUAGCAUUACAAUAUACCUUUGUCUUUGUCUUAAUGCUAUCCAAAAUUUGUACAAAGGCUUUUUUCCUUUUAAAAAGAGUCAUUGUUGUGUAAAUAAAGCAAAUGAAAUUAAGGUAAAAAUAAAUCCCUGUGCCACAAAGAAGGAAGCUUUUAAUUUAAUGUAACAUCCCUGUGCUUCUUAUCCGAAUGCCCCCUUUUCUUGUUUACUCCAUUUGCAUUUCAAUGCAGUUGCUUAUAAAUAUUUCUGCGAAAUAAACGUAACCCUUUUGCAGUAAGUCCAAUUUCCUUUUCAUGAGAUAAUUUUGUAUGCUAAUAAAAAGACAAUGAAAAUUGCAUGCAAAUAUAGCAUCAAUGUACACCACAAUAAUGAAGACUUUUCUUGAUUAUGCAGCUCCAUAUUAAUUCAGGAGGGUUUUUGUUCAACAACAGGCUGUUUUUCCAGCACAGAUAUACUACCCUAGCUUGUUUUGUUGCUUCUAUGAAUAACAUCUAGCGGACCUUUAAUUGAGAGUGCCUUAGAUUCUUGUUUGCUUGCUCUGGGGCGACACUACAUUAUUAAACAGUCCCACUGUUGAAGUUUCCUUGUUAUCAUAUGUUCAUGGUGAUAUCUGUAUAUUUUGGGAAAAUAUAGCCCAGAGGGUAGGUUGCAUUAUAUUUUAUUUUACAUGUAUUUCUUGAAAAUUUUAUGAGUCAAAUCUGAAACCUGUAGUGUCGAUUUUUGCUACUGAGUAGACCCAUUGACUUAUUGUAGGAUGAUUCAUUUGGGAUGGGAGGGGGAGAAUAAGUAUUACACCAAUACAACUCCAGAAGGCAACUGGUUUUUGUUUUUCUGUCUACUGUUUUUCUAGCAUUAAUAUGACAGCUCAACUGAUUAUCUUUUAACAUGACAGGCAUCUAAAAGAAGCAGCAUCUCUCUUUGACUUAGCAUGACAGAUUUUGCUGCUAUUUUGUUAAUUACACACAUCCAUAUUGGGUUUGCGUUCUGCAACCAAAUACGAUGCAGCAGACUUUCUACGAAAAGCACUAUUGUUUCCUCUGUAAAUUGGGAGUGUGAAAGUGAAAAAGAACUGGAGAUAAUUGUAAAGAAAGGCAUAGAAUUUAUUUUAGAAGUAUUUGGAGGAAUUCUUUGGAGAUUCUUUAAUAUUUCAUGUGAACAUGCAAAAUAUGACGCUAGUUUAUUCAGAGAUUUGGAAGCAGCUGCAGAGAAAAAGUGUCUAAUGAAAAUGAAAUACAUUUCCUGUGAAUGGAAUAAAUUUCGAUUGUGUGUCUGAGUGCCGUAAUUAUACAUGUCAUGCAGUAAUUAGGCAGUCACAGUGUGGCCACGGUGUCUUUCUUUGUGUGCAGAUGGUCUGGGAAAACGGCUGUGUCGUUAUUGUCAUGCUGACACCCCUUGCUGAAAACGGAGUCAAACAGUGCUACCACUAUUGGCCAGACGAAGGGUCAAACCUCUACCAUAUCUACGAGGUACUUAAACAAAAUAUCUGCUUGUAAACCUGACAGUAAGUGUGUGGAUUGAUUUCAUACAGAGGAAAAUAUUGCUUAAUGGGAUUUGACCUGCAAACUGAGCUGAGGUCUACCAUAAAAUGCAAUCUUGUGGCUCUUGAAUCAUUUCAGCUUCAUUGAAAAUUCUAUGCAUAUCUUGAUGGAACGGUUAGCAGGAAAGCAAUUCUGUGCAGAUUCUAAAUAUAUACAUGACCAAAGAGGUUUGAAAAUUAGAAUGCUCUCUCUCUCUCUCUCACACACACACACACACACACAGAUGCACACACAUUUAAAAUACAAAUAAGGGGGAAAUUAAAAUGUAUACAUUAUAAGAAAAUAUUGUGCCUAUAAAUAUUUAACAGCAGCUGUAGGCUCCACACCCUAUCAAAAGGCCUACCUAUGAUUUUGAUAAUUAAGCUAAUUUUUGUUUAGCAUUUUUUUUCAAUUCACAACUGUAGAUGUACAUAGCUGCGACACCCCAAGUAGUAGAAUGCACCGAGGUGGCUGCAACAAUCUGGUCUAUCUUGCUAUAAGACCAGGCAUUGUGACUCCGUUAUAAAAGCUGACUAAAUAAUAUAGGGUGCCAAGUCCUGAGCAAAACCUAUUUCAACCAUAAUUCCUAACAGAUAGGAGCAUAGGAGGUAGACCUCCACCAUCUUUCUCAUUCUGUUCACUUGAGAACAACACACAAAAAUGUAUUAGGGAUUAAAUUUUUGCUUUGCAAAAAAUGUGUAUAUUACGACAAAUUGACCAGUAAUGAGCUGCUGAAAACCAGAUACAUUUAUACAUCAGUGGGGCUUCCCUCUGGACCGAAAUAGGUACCUUUUAAAGUUUCCAUCCUGACCACUACUUUGUUGCAGGCAGGGCCUCUGCAACUGUUGAUUCUAUUAAAACAGAUAUGGGGAACCCAUAAUGCUCCAGAUGUUGAACUCCAACUCCCAUGGGCUCUGGCCAAAAUGCCUAAUGGUCAGGGCUGGAUAGAAGGUGUAGUCCAACAACAUCUGCAGGGCCAUGUUAAGUCAGUUAAAGCAAAAUUUGUUUCCUGUGUGUAACAUUGUCUUGCCAGGUUAUACUAUACAGAAAUACUUUGAAUAAGCAAUAACUAAUGGCAACACUUCUUGAACAAAUAUGGCCUCACUCUGCUUUGUAUCUAUAGAUUCCAGCUUGAUUCUAUGCAUAAGUCAAACAGCCAUAGUUGUUGACUUCUACAUGCAUGGGGGAAGUUUAUUAUGCACAAGUGGCGGGGGGAGAGGAGGAAUUCAAUGAGGACUGGUAGGGCAGACCACUUUUUGUUUGUCUUGGAUCGUCAACAAGCAGCAGUCACAUUCGAUACAGAUGUUUAAGGAAUUUCCUAUUUUUGAAUGCAAAUUUAACUCAAACAGCACCUCCUAUACGUUGAGGUGUGGAUUCUAAUGUCAUUAUCCUUUGCAUUUCGCGCUACUCCAAAUUUUGCAGUGCAGUUCUUGGCUUAAAAAACAAACAACAACUCAAAAUAUAUUUUAAAUUCUGUAUUUUAGGAUAAAAUGAAAAAAAAAUAUGCAUAGUGUUAAAAUAAAGGCUAUAAAUGAGUAAUUUGCAUUCAUGGUUUGUUUUUAAAAUGCAUAUGUGCAGAAAUGGGGCAUGAAUAUAUGCAAAAGUGAUGCAGAACAGAAAUUGAUUGAACCAACCUUGCUUAAGUAUGGAUAGUGAAUUUGUUUCUCUAGGCAUUAUUUGUGUCUGCUUCUAGGUGUGAAGGGCCAUCUGCAUUUCCUACAACACGUGUGUGUUUCUCUCACUUUCAUAACUUUCUUUGGUGCAGGAUCGGCUCUGAUUCUGCUUAAUGUUAAAGCAGGAUAAAGAAGCAAAGAUAUAUAUUCGCCUAAGUUAGGUUGAAUUACUGGUGAUCGUAUUAAAACAACUUAAGAUAAGAGUUUUUGGAUUUAAGCAGAAUUAAUAGGCUUAAAUCAAAAUCAAAUCCUAUUUGUAAUGAACCACUCGCCAGGCAUAGCAAUCCUGUUCUGGUAUCGCAGGGGCCUGAUUCUGCAUUGGGAAUACAGUGGUACCUUGGUUUACAACCAUAAUCCAUUCUGGAGGUCCGUUUGUAAACCAAAACAGGUUGUAACCCAAGGCGCGUUUUCGCCAAUGGGGCCUCCAAAAAAUUUUUGUUCGUAAUCCCAAAAAAAGGUUGCAAACAGGGACACGCACUUUUGACAUGUUUGUGAUCCAAAAUGUUUGCAAACAAAGAUGCAUGCAAACCAAGGUACCACUGUAUUUAAAACUGCUAUGUUGUGCCUGACCACUGGUCCAUGUAGCUCAGUAUUGUGUUCAAAGCUUCAAGGUGUCUAGGGUUGGGUCCAGAGCCUUAAUGAAAAGCAUAUCCCUUACCACUGACAAUGCUAGGUCCAUCCAGCACAAAUGUUUAGGCUUGAGAUACAAAACACUUUUUUAAGUUAAUAAGACUAACCGGCUGUUCAUCAAAUAACUCAAGCCACAUUACUUCUCUGUGACCAAACAGCAGGGGCAGUCUAGUCCAUUUCAGUGUGUGAGGCAAAACGGGAAAGUUGUCGUUCUGUGUCCUCAAACCCCCACUGAAGCCUCGCUUACCUGGGUCAGUGGGUCACACAAUGACAACUUCUAGGCUCCAGAGAGAUCUUACAAGAGCCCUAUGGGAUCCUAAGAGAGUUUCAUGAGAUUUCAUGGGGCUCUUGUGAGAAGCUCCUCCUCCUUGCUUCUCUGGUGGGUAGCACCCACGUUUUGUAGCAUUUUAUUAUUGUGUUGUUUACGAUAAUAAGGGUUUUUAUUGUGUUUAUUGCUAGUUUAAUAGUAUAGGCUAUUUUACGUGGGCCAUUUUUGCUUGGAAAAGUGGCAUUUUAAGUUCAUACAACUUUUCCCAUCAGAGCAGAUUGUCAAAAAUAUGUAUUUGAGUUAAAAGGAAGUAAAUUUCAAGUAAUAAACAAAAUAAGAAAAAUUCCUAAAUAAGCCCACUCCAACAAGGCACAUGUUUUCUGUCCAAAAGAGGAUAUUUUGAAAUGUCAGAUAUUCCCAAUAGAACAUGCCAUGUGUGUGAUUAUCUGCUGUAUUCCAUAUUUAAUUCACUUUUAUAUUUUUCGUGCAACGGCAGGUAAAUCUGGUCUCAGAGCACAUCUGGUGUGAAGAUUUCCUUGUGAGAAGUUUCUACUUGAAAAACCUACAAACCAAUGAGACUCGAACCGUGACACAGUUCCAUUUCCUUACCUGGCAUGACCAGAAAGUGCCCACUUCCACAAGGUCCCUUCUGGAUUUUCGCAGGUACAACACAAAGAGUGAAUAGUUUUAAGUUAGGUGCAUAAGUGGCUGGUGAGUCAGACAUGCUUCUGGGACUGUUUCUGAGUGCCCCCUAAAAUGCCAUCAAAAGUUGUUCAUAAGGAAACUCAGAUAUAUGACCCCCCAAAAAAAAUUCUUUCUAGGUUGAAUAGCUGCCCAUGGUUUCACAUUUUUAAAAACUGCCAUGCAGAAGAAAUAAUCCCACUUAAGAACCCGGUCGGGAACCAGGGAAUUAUCCUAAACCAGUGGAUACUUUGAAUGCUAUGUUAGCCAUGGAGUUGUAGGCAGAUGUAGUGGUGCAAAUGGAUUCUGUGUGUAAGUAAAUAAUGGCACACGGUAUUUUUAGCACCAUGAUCAGUGUGCUGACUUGGAAUCUAAAGCAGCGAUUUUAUCUAUGCAUAAGGUGUUUGUUUGCAUUAUAUGCAGUGGCCACAGUAGAGAAACUUUGCCUGCACAGCCAAGUAUGUUGUUGCAUGUGUCUGCCUUCAGGUGCAGUUCAUGCAUGGAGCCCUUUUGCUAAAGUCAUGCCAAUGUGCCAAGGUAAUGUCACCAUGCCCUGCUUGGGGCAUCAAGCGAAAUGAACCCAAUUGCAUUAAUUAGAACAAGGUUAAAUAUGAAGAUUAAAGAUGCCAGCGAAUGCAUCUCAUGGGAGAAGCAUCUUAAAGUGGGUACUAAACUGGCUGCUUCUUGUGGGCUGAGAAGCCAUGAGGUGCGCUAGUCUACCUAACCCUCUCCAUCCCAGACCUCCUAGGGUUAGGAGUGCCAUUUCCAGGCUACCGUGUAUACUGAAAACAUUUUUGGUCACUUUCGCAGUUGUUUCGCAACAAGAAUCUGAUGUCUAGUUUUGGGUAGUGGGCUGGUAUUGCUUUUGAUAUUCCAACUGUCUAGGUAGCUUCUGAAAUUCCACAUUGUUUCUGAGGACUAUCCCUCCUCGCAUUUUGAAGGUAUGCUAAGAUGAUGUUUAGCAGAGUUCAUGGACAGUCUCACACUAGUUCAUUGGAAUGUGCAAAUCGCAGUACCGCUUAUAUAUGAAAGUUCUUCCAUGUAAUGCUACUUCUGAUUAAAAUACCAUAGCUGAGUCCUCUGAACUUGCACUCUUAAAUAAAUGCUCUUAUGAGGCAUGUCGUAAAAAUGCGCACUGGCACAUUUAAAAGGGGGAAUGGUCUAUGUGGCUUACAGUUGCGUCUUGAAAAGCUUUGCGCAUGUUGAUUUCUGUUUGCAGGCUACAUAAAGACCCACGGUUGAAUCCUGACUUAACUUAGUUGCUUUUAAAUUAUUGGGAUUUGUCAUGACCUAGGUAUGCUUAACUUAAUCUGAAUCCAACCCACAGAUUUUUCAGGUUUCUGCAUUGUUUAAGUACCAGUCCUGCAGUUCUACAUACCCAGGUUUUGCUUACUUCAGCUAAAAAAAAUAAAUCAAAAUCAGAACACCAGCAUUGGUAGACAUCAAGAAUUUCUUCUUACUGCAGUCACAAAGGGGUAAAGGUUACAAGCCCUUUUUCAAUGCUCCACAAAGGGCAAAAGGCCACAGGAGUAGAGGUUGGAGUGAAUGAGUUAGAAGCCAGCUGGUUUUAAAAGAAAAUAAAAUGAACAUGUAAUCUGUAUGUAGUGGAGGUGCUUUUCAGGUAAAGGUUUAAAAGCUAUUCACAGUUUGUUUGCUUUUAAAUAGAAUCAAUUUUAUAUAUUUUAAGGGAAACAAAACGCUCCAUGCUCUUUUUAAAGGGAACUUAAGUAUAUUGGCAAUCGUAAUUACCUUACAACUGAAGCAAUUUAAGAUCAGCCAAAGCAAUAAAUACUCUGCCUCCCUUGAUAUUGAAAUUUAAUGUCUCACACUUUCAGAAAAAAGUACCUCUGGCUUAGCUACUUUCCUUUUUUUGCAACUACAGAUACUCAGAUAAAGUUUUACUAAGUGUGACUCCCAUCCUUUUAAUGUUUUGACAUGCAUCUAACAUGUUUAUAUACAAAUAUAUAUUUGUAAAUGUAUGUAUAUUUAUAUGCUUACAUAGGUAUGUAUGUAUAGAUGCAAAUAUAAACAAUUAAGAAAAUAUCACCAAGAAAAAUUGGUUCCCCGCCCCAUCCCCAAAUUAGCUUGUCCCAGAGCUUCUGAAAUAUAUGUGCAUUUUUCACUCCUGGAAGCAAAUUUUGUGAGAUUCUGAAAACAACAAGCUUGCACUUCUUUUGUUCCUCUAUAUUAGACACUGUUUCAGAUUCUAUUGUGUUGAGUAGGUGAAUUAAAAUAUUGUGAAAUCUAGUAUCAAUUGGUGAAAGAAGGCAGAUUUUUCUUCCCUCCAUAAGCUUAAAAUAUCCAUGCAGAAUGCAGUGCUUGAUAAAUGAAACUUCUCCUGAAAACACUGGUCAGUUUUAAUGGUUAUAGAAACCUAAUUUUAUUUUGAACAAUAGACCAAUCGUUUAAACUCUGGACUAGCUUGUUAGUCAUGCACUGAUAAUGUGUAAUUAAAUAUUCCUGGAGCCCAGAGGGAGCACAUUUACACUUUAAAGAGACACUGCUAAGCUAAAAGAUAAUUAGCAUCACAUGUGAGGGCUUUGCUUAAAAUAUAUAUUAUGCUAUCACUGCUUGCUGUGUGCAAUGGCAUUUACUAACACUGCUCACUUUAAAAAUGGUCAAAUUCUUAUUUUGCCAGCUAAUUAGCGGUUGCCAGUGUCAUUUUUGUGAUGUUGCAGCUAGUAAUAUAAGCCCAGUUGCAUAGUCACAAAAGUGAUCAUUGGAAACUGUGACUCUGCUGCAGGGACAAUAUGGGAAACCCCUUUUCUGAGCUUCUAACGACCUCUGACCUUUGCUUGCUGAUGGUUUGCAUGGUGAUUUCUUUUUCACUCAAUGAACCAAGGGUUGGUUUGUAUUACUAAUCAUUCUUUCCUAGUUAAUUCUUCCUCCUCUUCUUCUCCUCUUCUUCCUCCCUCUUGAAGUGUGCGUGCGUGUAAAUGUAUAUAUUUAUAUGUGUAUGUAUGUACUUUAUUUGGUUCCUGGUGGCUCCUGGGUCCAGGAAUUAGGUGUUCAACCUAUUAUUUGAGGGGUUGUACUCCCUCUGAGGGAAUAGGUUUGUAGUUUCGGGGUACUCCUGGAUUCCAACUUGUCACUGGAGUCUCAAGCGGCUUCUAUGGCUGGGAGGGCUUAUGCCAGGCUUAGACUGGUUUGCCAGCCCUGGCCAUUCCUGGCUCAGGAUAGCUCCCACCUGGACUACUGUAAUGUAUUCUAUGUGGGGUUGCUCUUGAAGAAGUUCCAGGGAAUGCAGCUAGUGUAGAAUGUGGCUGCUAGGUUGGUAAGUUGGGCAGACCAAUGGAUCAUGUGUCACUGGUCCUUAGAGAACAACACUGGCUGCCAGUGAGCUACUGGGCCCAAUUUAAGGUAUUAGUACUAGAAUAUAAGGCCUUAAAUGGCUUGGGACUUCAUUACGCAAAAGAGUACCUUCUCCAAUAUCAACCAACUUGAACCCUACAAUGGUGCCACCAUCAGGGGUGGCCCGGUAGGCAGUUACCCAUGACAGGGCCUUCUCAGUGGUGGUCCCAUUUAUGGAAUAAGUUGCCCUAGUGAAGUCUGUCAGUUUCCCUCACUAUUAACUUUUAGGAGAAAUUUAGAAACAUUCCUACUUACCCAGGUGUUUAAUGGUUGGCAAUUCUAUCCGUAGCAAACCUGAAAUAAUUAGUUUGACAGUAGGUGAUUGCUUUUAGAUGUUUUAACUGUUUUUAAAAGUUUUAAUUGUAUCGUUUUAGUAUUGCCAUGUUUGCCACCCUGGGCUCCUUGAGGAAGGUGCAGCAUAUAAACUUAAUAAUAAAUAUUAAAACACCCAGAACCUUACUUUAUCAAAAAAGGUUUUUACUGAGUUUGAAAGGACUAAACUUUGAAUGAAACCAUGUAUAAUGUUCCAAAGCUAUUUCUCAGCAAAGCUUGUUUUGAAAUAAUUAUUUUCAAAUGCCUUCUGAACUAUGAAAUACGAUUCAGGUGUCAAUAAAAAAAAAGACAAAUUAUGCUAAGUUGCCCAUAUGAUUAUCUAUAGGUAAGGAGCCAUGCAGAUUUUAAAUGGGCAUAUGUGGGAAACAGAAAUAUGAAAAUAAAUGUCUUAACACUUCUAGCUAGUCCUCGGAGUUGAUUAACGCUUCACAUGCCCCUGUGAGUAGCCUGAUGUUGGUUGUUGUAAAGUGUGAAGGGCGGAAUGCAACAUCCCUAAACCCACAGGGACAGGUCCACCAGGGAGCCACAGUGCUAGCAUGUGUUCAUCUGUGUUUGGAGAGGCACAUCUCUCAGUCACACAGCAAACACCAACAUACCUGCCAUACCACGUGAAGUGUAAAUUGGCUUUUGCUGUGCAUUCAGGAGACCAACCGUUAAUGAGCUGCUGGUCGUGUAUUUCUAUCCCAAGGCCUUUUUUCCAAGUCCAAGACUAUGCUAUUUCAGCAUAACGAUAAUAAUGAAAAUAUUACCCUUAGAAAAGGAUAAAAUGUUAAACUUCCACCUCUCAGAAAGCCUUUGGCUCUAAUUGAUCAUGCUACCUUGAUUUCAAACCAGCGUCUGAUAUCCCCAUUCUUUAGGAUGAGAACUCAACCAUUCACUCUGCGACAAUUGUACCAUUUGGUCCAGCACUUAACAUUGCAAGAAGGCACAUCAUUGCAAAUAUAAUUCUUCCCGUUAAUGCUGCCAUACUGUCAUGGUUGCAUUGGGACUGGUGGGGUCAGAAGGCAGAGAGAGCCCAACAGUAGGCAGAGGCAGAGCCAAGAACAAGCAGAGCCAACUAAUGCUGGUUUUGUCCCCAUCCUCCUCCUUCCUGCUGAUUUCUACCAGGGCAUUGUGGAAAUAAUGAGGAGGAAGCUCAUAGGCAGUGCCCACCCCCUUGGACUGCUUGUAACUCAUGAAUGCCAGGCAGGUCUCAGCCUACUGAAGGUAGAUUAAGGUUGGUGGGACAUUGCCCCAUUCGCCCAAACAGACCAACCUCUACCACAUGGUUGGGGUCUAAACCACUGAACCUAUUAGGCUUGCUGAUCAGAAGGUCAGCAGUUGGAAUUCAUGCAACGGGGUGAGAUCCCGUUGCUCUGUCCCAGCUCCUGCCAACCUAGCAGUUCGAAAGCACGCCAGUGCAAGUAGAUAAAUAGGUACUGCUGUAGCGGGGAGGUAAAUGGCGUUUCCGUGUGCUCUGGCUUCCAUCACGGUGUUCCAUUGUGCCAGAAGCCGUUUAAUCAUGCUGGCCACAUUACCUGGACAGCAGGCUCUGGCUCCCUCGGCCUGAAAGUGAGAUGAGCGCCGCACCCCAUGGUCACCUUUGACUCGACUUGGGCAUUUUAGUGCCUCAAUCCAGGGGUCCUUUACCUUUUUACCUUACCACAUGGUGGGCAGUUGGGAGUACCCCUCAGGUUCACAACUCCUCCAUUUUAAAUGGAAAUGCCCUGCCCUUCCAUUAUGGAUAUAGUGCUUUUGCUAACCGUGCUUAUAGUAAGCCUCAAACUAUGGUCAAAGUGGGUUUGUGAACACUUGCUUGGGCUUAGUAUAUAAGCCCUGUUCAGGUUUUCUGUUACUGAGUAGAGUAAUCAGGCAAGGGGGUGGGGGCAUGCACUAGCUCCACUCCCUCAUUGCCAUUCUAAAUUGCUAUGAACUGGAGCAUAGCUGUGUAAAGAAGGAAUUCUUUGCUAUUUAGUGCCCUGGAAAAACCAAAAGUUCCUCAGUUUACCAUGAUGGAGGGCAGAGCCCAGACGAUCCCUUACAUGAUUAUGCCUGAAGGGAUAUAGUUAGUGAAUAUAUCAGUGUACCUGCCAUGCUAACCAGCUAUCUGCGAAACCAAAGGGAAGAGGAAUAUCAGCAUGAGAUGGGAAGAGCCCACUGAGCAUUCCUGCUAAUCAAACUACAGUUUGGUGAUGUGACCGUGUUGGGGUCUGCACUGAAACAAUACUACAAGAAUGAUGACCCUUGUUGAGAGGCAGCCCUAGUGUGGAAAUGGAAAAGGCGAAAGCUAAAGAGCCAAGUUGGGUGCACUAAUAGGCUUGGGAAUCCUUAGUGGAUUGGGGAUUUUUUCCUUUUGAACGGCAGAUCCCCUUGCAGUAUCACAAACUGCUUUUGGAAGACACUUAGAUUUUGAAAGCAGCUUGCCAUGUUGCAGCGGGAUUGCUUUUUGAGAAACAAAAGCUCAAAGUCCAUUUGGGCGCGUUGGAACUAAUUUUGUGGUCCUUUAGAUUUAAGCCAUAGUCUGGAUAUGCUUUGCCUAAAGAUGCCACUGCUUCAAAAAUCUUACCUAUUUCUGUGGUAUGUUUUGAAGAUUUUUAUUUGUAGUAAGCCCCCAAUUGCACUUUGCAUAAAAACGGGGGGGGGGGGGUUAGUUUCAAUGGGCUUUAUUUAAAACCUACAGCCCAAUUCACAUAAAAAUACUCUGCUGAACUCAGAUGAUGAUGAUAUUAAAUUUCAAAUUUGUAUACCACACUUCAUCUGAGGUUCACAGCAUAAAAUAGAGAAUAAAACCAUAAAGUACAUAUUAAAAACAAAAACAAAACAACCACCACCCACACCACAGAAACAUUUAAGCAGGAUCUGUGGGCUGCUGGGUUUCAAUUUUAGAUGAAAUACUUAUUUCCCAUUUUAAAUCUAUCUGUGAUAGUUGUUAAGGACUUUAAUCUGACGCAGUAGAGCUCCUCUAAUGCCCAUCCUUGCAGCAAGUUUGUAAGAUAGAUAACUAACGUUCCCAUUUUACAGAUGGGAAUUAAAGUUGAGGCACUAAAAUGCCCAAGGCAACUUUGUGAUGUGAGGAAAAAUAGGCUUAGCUUCUAUUUCUCUGAAAAACAGAACAAUGAAGGCCUCAAUGGUCUCUGACUGUCCCCACCCCCCACCCUGCUCUUUCAGGAAUACAGCUUCUACAUUUCAUUUCUAAAUACAGUUACUUUGAAACUAAGAGACGUCAAUUUCAGUGAAAAUGUGGAAGAGCACCAGUGCAGAAUAAUUGCAAGAUUUAACCUAAGAGGAACAAAUUUAUUUGUACUCUUCUACACAUGGCAUGAACAGGAAGAAACCAGGGUGAACAACAUUGCUAAAACAAUCUUAUGUUGAUGUUUUAAAAACGACGCCACUGAUAGCAUUUUUUUUCAUUGUUUCUUUGCUGAAAAACAGGAUAUUUCAGUCUUAUCUCAUGCUGUUUUAGUAUGUGGGAGUUACUGAGGAGCCGGGGGGGGGGCGGGUUGCAGCUUCUGCAUGUAUGUGAAACCAGGUUUCCUCACAGUGAGGAACUGCAUGCACCAAAUAGGUCCUAUGCGUCUCCAAUCAAGCAUCUAGCAGUGUACACACAGAGACCUUUUUCAAAGAUUAACUCCUACUAAUCAGAAGCAAGUUGGGGGUGGGGUGGACGUCUACUUGAUUUCCCCUUUCCUGCCAAACAGCUGAUUGGUGAGGUUUUAUCUUUUGAAAAAGUGCUCUUCAAAUGGAAUAUGCCUUCUAUCAACUGUAGAUUUUACAUUCAUUUGCAUUACAGAUGUGUGAAGUAUAUUUUAAAAAGUGUUUUACUGUUAUGUGUGAAAAUUCUGUUUCUUUUGACUCAAGAAUUCAAGAAGACAUGUAUGUACAGGAGCUUCCAUUUGCAAUAGCCCACUGGGUUAGCACGAAUGUUUACAUGAUCUAGCAUAUAACUAAUAUGUCUGUGUUGUAACACUUCCAUGUGAUUUGGGCUUGGCUUUGCAUACAGGCACUGAGCAGCGACAAUCUUGUUUGAUAGCUAGACUGGCAGUUUCGAAGGUUGCUAUUCUUGGACUAUGUAGUUUUAUCUAUGGCAGUGUCCACUAGAAAAUGUGCCCCGAUGGCUAUUUUAUAGGAGGAAUGAUCGGAGAAUUGCACCCAUUGCCCUAACAAUUUCAUUAAGCCUUUAACUGGGAAAACGGGCUGGAAGAUCAUAGCCUAUGUUGAGCUACUUUAAUAUGCCAAGCCAUCUUUGGGGGGGGGGUAAUAUGUGGAAGAUACUUUAUUUUGGAAUGCUUCUGAUUACUUCAGAAAGUAAUAUAUUUAUCAAUGUCUAUAUUUGUUUUAUUACAGAAAAGUAAACAAGUGCUACAGGGGUCGUUCUUGUCCGGUAAUUGUUCAUUGCAGGCAAGUACCAUUUUCAACCCACCCUCAAAAGAGGCUCACAAGGAGAUUGCAUGGACUGAACAAAAUAUGCAGAUGAUUUCUGUAGCUUGAUUUGCGAAAUGAGCAAAAACUGUUCCUUAUUGUUCUGCCCCCCAAAAAACUGCAUUUGCUGAUGAGGAGAGUCUCUAGUAAAUGGGAAGAUUCCUCACACUUCAGAUUUCACCAUGAAAAUAUGAAAGUUGCUUAAGCCCAUCAGAAAUAACCAGUGGGGUCUCAAUACCAUCUCACCAGCAAUUCUUCCUUCUCCCUCCGACCUACAACAGUACAGUUCACACAGGCACCAAACAGCACUAUCUCAUACCUGCUUAGAAGUAAGUCGCAUCAAGCUCAAUGGGGUUUUACUCCCAGGUAAAUCAGUGUACGGUUAUAGCCUCACCCUCUCUGCAUCUGUAAAUAAAUAGGCCCUGUUACUUGCUUGGCAGCUCAUUGAACAUUUAUUUCAAAAGCCUUCAAACAUUACUUUUCCCAGUACCACGUGUUACUGCUUUGAGAGAAAUUUCAUUAUACAGUUUAGGCAUGGAUUCCAUACUGUUCAGUUCAAGGACUGGUGUGGUGUGGGAGACUCAGAACUGGGGAAUCCAAGCUGCCUUUAUUUGGUCCAUGGCUGCCUGUCUUUUUCCCUCCAUGUUCAUAAUGCCACAAGCUCAUAGGAAGGGAAGAGAUUUGAGACUAAGGAACUGCUAAACAGAAUAGACUUCCAAGAAGCAUAUUAUUUGGUAAGCCAGCUGAGAAUUUGCUUCCAAAUAAGAGAGUUCAUAGAUUGUGGUUUAUAACCAGAAAACCCUGCCAGUUUCGAGGCUCCGUUGUGUAAAACUCAGGGAAUUGUGCCAUUUUCAAGACUCUAGUAGACUUCUGAAUUUGCCUGGACUGGCACGGUUUAUUUUGCUAUAAAAGAGAAGAAGCACAUGCCUCCUAAUUUUUACAUAUAUUACGAUAUCCUUGUCAAAUAUUUUUUUUUAAUCGCUCAAUUAUUUCUAUUGACUCUUAAGUCUAAUGUCAAAACGUUAACUCUGUGGUUAAAAACCACACCCCUGAUCUAGUAAAUUGUACUUAAAUCAGAAUGCCUUCAAAACCACAGUAACACCACUGUCUUCUCCCCAAACCCCUCCAGUCCAGAAAUAAGUUCUGUAGGUAAAGAAAAUCAACAAAAGCAAAUUACUUUAAGUGAUAUAUCUCCCUCGUUCUCUCUCCGUCAAGCAUAGUCACAAAAAUGCCACCUUAAAAACUGGGGGAAAGGGCAAGAAAAAUUGAUUGCUUAGAAUCUUAAUUUUGUAUACUGGCAACAUCUAUGAAAACUAACACCUUUCCAAUUAGAAGCUGGUAUCUGACAGCAAAUGGAAACUGCUUUCAGAUUAGGGAUCUUGACAUCUUCACAUGGAUCACUUGGAAGUCUCCAAAAUUAUCGUGUGUGUUCCAAGGGGGUUAGAAAUACUUUCAGAAGCUGCAUGGUAUUUCCCCCCUAACCAAAACAGCUACUAUAUUAAAGAAAAAGGAAAUCGGCAGCAUUUUUCUCCAAGCCCAGGUGGCUAGUAUCCAAUUCAUUUAUAAGGAAAUAGUACAAUCCUUUCCCCCCAGUUUAAGAAGAUGCAAGUGAUUGUAAGGUUGGUUUGUUGACAAGAACGUUCCUAUAAGCUCAGAUACCGGGGAGAGCAGUCAUUUGGAGAAGAUGCUACUCUGUCCGUUUAGCUUUUUGCUAACAGACCUGACUGAACAGCUCUUGAUCAUGGAUACUUGGCUUCUAGAAUUACUCACUUUAUCACAGUACUCUUCAAAAAUAUUUGGAGACGUCUUUCCAAAAUAAGCAAGUAUUUGCCCUUAACGAAAACACAAAUUCAUCUUGCAGAAUUGUAGAGUUUAUCCAAAUAAUAAUGUAACAGCUGCCAAGCUUGUGAGGACAGUUUGUUAAAGAAAGCUUGUCUAACAUAUAUCAUCUUUCCACCUCAACUCAGCCCUUUAUGCUACUAUACUUCCAGCGUCGCAUUUCUGUCGGGGUUUUGAGCAUGUUGAAUUGAUCAUGGGCUAUUGUUGUUUUUCCCCCUCUCCCCCCCUCUCUGUAGUGACGGUGCGGGAAGAAGUGGAACCUACAUCCUAAUUGACAUGGUUCUCAAUAAAAUGGCCAAAGGUGAGAAUCGAAAGUGCUGUCGCUUUUUGAGUUCUGAGAUGUGGUGGCGUUGUCAUGGCAACGCAGGCGCAAUAUUCGCAAAAGGGGCCUCAGAUAGAUUAGAGGCAAAUUUUACCCUCGCCUGAAUGUUCUCGGGGCUUUUUUUAUUUUGUUUUUCCGAUGUCCACAGUGAUUAAAAAUGAAGCAAAAUUUCAACCCCUGGAGCUCUAUAUGAAUGAAUCUCACACAUGUGUGGUUGGAUUUGUACUUUCACAAAUUUACAUAACUUUUAUUGGCAAAAAAUGUUAUGAACUACGCAGUAAAUAUUUAUUUAGUUUUGCCCUACAUUCACUCUCUGUGUGGUAUGCAGCAGUUGACAUUCACCUGACCGUAAUUUGUGUUCAAGGGCUUCUCUUGCUUUGAAGAUGACAGAAAACUGAAAUAAGCAAGUAGAAUAUUUUGACCUUUUUGAAAUAUUUCUCUUUAUGCUCCCCUCCUCCUUUCCUCUUAUAUGACUGGAUUGCUCAGUCAGGAAGUUUCCACAGUAUUCCGGUGAAGCUGCAGAACACAUCAACUAGAUCAUGGGAGUUUCUAUUACAUUAAGCAAUAUAACAUUAUUUUAUGGCCUUUCUCUUGCUUCUCUUUAACAUCAACCACCACCAAUUUCUUUCUUUCUUUCUUUCUUUCUCUCUCUCUCUCUCUCUCUCUCUCUCUCUCUUUCUCUCUUUCUCUCUCACACACAUUGUGCUAGUGAAGUUUUUCUCACUACUUACUCUUAAGCUAGGAAGAUUUACAUGCUGAUUUUUUACAUGUCAUACUUCUGUUAGACAUGGGAUCAGGACCAGCCUAGCAGGGAGGAAUGUUCAGAAUUCUUCAUGUCUUGUUUGCUCCACGCUUACUCAGCAAUUAGCACCCUGCAACCAAAUCCAGUCUGCUGGGCCAUGUCAUCAGGUGCGCCUCCCAAUAAGAGGUGGAGCUCCAUAACAUCUCUUAUAGUAGGAUUGGACAUCAGCCUGGUUGUAGGGGCAGGAUGGAACCUUGCUGCUUCACCCCCUCCCCUUCUCACAAUGGUUUUCCAGUAGAAUGGAAAUGGAAUACUGUCCAGGUAAAGGUACCCCUGACAGUUAGGUCCAGUCUGGGUUGCAGCGCUCAUCUCGCUCUAUAGGCCAAGGGAGCCAGCGUUUGUCCGCAGACAGCUUCCGGGUCAUGUGGCCAGCAUGACUAAACCACUUCUGGUGAACCAGAGCAGCACACGGAAACACCGUUUACUUUCCCGCCAGAGCGGUACCUAUUUAUCUACUUGCACUUGACGUGCUUUCAAACUGCUAGGUGGGCAGGAGCUGAGACCGAGCAACGGGAGCUCACCCCAUCACGUGGAUUCGAACUGCCGACCUUCCGAUCGGCAAGCCCUAGGCUCUGUGGUUUAGACCACAGCGCCACCUGCGUCCCACUGUCCAGGUAGUAUACGCAUAACCAUUUAAAAACGCUUCCAGGACAGUUGCACCAGCAGAUAGUUGCCUACAGUGGUAUGUUCCACACUAAGCCACUUUCACUGGGUGUUAAGAAUUCAAGACCAAGCAUACCUGCAAUGUUACCUAGAUAUUGAUUGCAACUCUUCAGUAAUUCCUUCCAUGACUAACGAAGGAUAUAAAUUUAAGAAAAUAAAUGUAAGAAACACUCUCCCCCCCCCCCCCCAAGACACUUCAGUAGGAACCAAGCUAAGCCAGGAGUGAAUACUUUUCAUUUGGUACAUAGUGUACUCGCUUUCGACCAGAUCCCUCAAUGAAGACUCCUGAGUAAGCUUAGCAUAGCAGUUCCCUUGUCCAUCAGGAAUUGAUUAAGUAGCAGGAAGAAGAGACUAGGAAUAGUACUCUGGAGAGUUGCAGAAUGUGGAGUUCUCCCAAGAGAUCACUACUGUGCUUUUUAACAUGUUCAUAAAUGAUCUAGCGUUAGGGGUGAGAAGUGAGGUGGCCAGGAUUGCUGAUGAUACCGAGUAGUUCAAGAUAAUGAAAAAGAAAGGGAGAUUAUGAAGAACUCCAAAAGGAUCUCUCAGUGCUGAGUGAAUGGGUGGUAAAAUGGCAAAUGCAAUUGACUAUAAAGUGAUGCAUGUCAAUGCACAAAAAAAUCCUAAUUUCACAUUUCACACUCAGGGGGUCUGACCUGGUGGUGACUGAUGGAAGAUGUUGACCUAGUGCGACAAAGCUGCUGUGAGAAAGCUAGAGAUCAUUAGGAAAUGAAAGGAAAACAAAACUGCUAUUAUCAUGAUUCAGUUAUACAAAUCUAUGGUGCAAACACAUUUGUAUAGUUCUGGCCACCUCACCAGUGGGUAUCAUAGAGUUGGAAAGAAUCAUAGAGUUGGAAAGAAUUCAGAUAAGGCCAACCAAAAUCAUCAGUUCUCAUAUGAGGAACAAUUCUCAUAUGAGGAAAGGCUGCAGCAUUGGAGACUUCUUGGUUUAGAGAAAAGGCGAGUCAGAAGUGACAUGAUAGAAGUUUAUAAAGCUAAGCAUGGCAUCAUCUUCUUCUUUGGCGAUCACUUAUAGCUGAGUAAGAUUGUCUUCCAUGAACACGGUUUUAACAAUGAGUCCGUAAGAGACUGUGGAGGCCAAUUCUGGAUCCACACAUCCUUCUACAGUGGGGACAUAGGUUUCCGGGUGGGAGUUGAUCACGGUGUGGAUUUGCCAACCGUGCCUUCCUCUUAGCACAUUUCUCCCUUGCGUCCUGAGCUUGAGUGUCUUCAAAGCACAUGACAUCUUUGGUAAAGGCUGUUCUCCAACUGGAGCGCUCGCAGGCCAGUGUUUCCCAGUUGUCAAGUGUUUAUACUACAUUUUUUUAGAUUUGCCUUGAGACAGUCUUUAAACCUCUUUUGUUGACCACCAGCAUUACGCUUUCCAUUUUUAAGUUUGGAAUAGAGUAGUUGCUUUAGAAGACGAUAAUCAGGCAUCCACACAACAUGACCAGUCCAACGAAAUUGAUGUUGAAGAAUCAGGUGAUCUUCAUCCAGUACACUGAUAGUAGUUCACCUGUCUUCCUAAGUGAUGUGUAAGAUUUUUCAGAGACACCGUUGAUGGAAUCUUUCGAAUCUUUCAAGAAGUUGGAGAUGGCAUUUAUAAGCGGUCCAUGUUUCACAAGCAUACAGUAAAGUUGGUAGUACAAUAGCUUUGUAAACAAGCAUUUUUGUUUCCCUGCGAAUGUCCUGGUCCACAAACACUCUGCACUUCAGUUGGGAGAAAGCCGCACUCACAGAGCUCAGGCAAUAUUGGAUUUCGGCAUCAAUGUUAGCCCUUGUGGAAAGAUAACUGCCUAGGUAGGAGAAGUGAUCGACAAUUUCCAACGUUACACCAUUGAGUUGGAUUUGUGGUGCUACAGAGGGGUAAUGUUGUACUUGUUGGUGCAGCACUUUUGGUUCCAAGCAUGGCAUGUGGAAAGGGGAGAUGUUUUUCUCCUCUCGUAACACUAGAAUACAUGGGCGCCCUGUGAAGUUGAAUGUUGGAAGAUUCAGGACAGAGAAAUGUUCUUCAUCUAGCACAUAUGCUAUGGAACUUGCUCCCAAAGGAAGCCGUGAUGGCCACCAACUUAGAUGGCUUUGAAAGAGAAUUGGGCAAUGUCAUGGAGGUCAAGGCUAUCAAUGGCUACUAGCCACAAUGGCUAUUCUCUGCCUCCACAGUUGGGACGCAGUAAUGCUUCUGGAUUCUAGUUACUGGAAAGGAGAGUUGCAGGAGAGGAGAGGCUCUUGUGCUCAGGUCCUGCUUGCCAGUUUCCCACAAGCAUCUGGGUGGCCACUGUGAGAACAGGACACUGGACUAGGUGGGCCCAUUGGCCCGAUGGCUCUUCUUAUGUUCUUAAUAGAGCUUCUGUAUUGCCUCUUAAUUAACACACGGGCAGAAAAGCAUAGCUCAUUCUGCAUGGCCAUGGGGAUUUUAAGCUAGAGUUUCUUGAAGAGCAGCUUUUUAAGCUACAUGGCAAUGCACUUUGAAAUUGAGGGGACUUUCAGACUGGGUGCUUGCUCUAUGCAAGACAAAUGCUUUGUUGGAACAGAUGCAUGAGAAGAUGGAUGGACUUGAUGAAUGAGAAAAUGGAUUUGACUGUUAUGGCUAAUAACAUUGAUACAGAAAUCAUCCAAGAACCAAUCUAUCAAUCUGCACUGACUGGGCAAGUGCAGAUGACAAUGGAGGAGGAUGCGGCUGCACCUCAAAUAGUACAAAUGGAGAGACCCAAGGCCCUACAGGAGCAUAAGCCGCUGUUUUUGAAAAUUGAAGUUGGAGUGGGCCAAGGGGAGUCUGGAGAUGAGGAGGUUCCUAGCCUUGGAGAGACCUUGAAAUUUGAUCUUAAAUCCAUUUUGGAUUAUACCGAAGACUGUGGGGAGUGGGACUGUGGGGAACGGGUGAGCUGGAUGAAGGGUGAUGGAGAUAAUUUUGGGUUGGAAUCCCCCAGAGACCUACUCCUCAAUGAGAAAGGAAAGAAACUAAGACAGAGACCAACAAAAGACAAGGAAAAGGGCAAGCACAAACAAGAUGAAGAAGAAUUGCAGAAGGGACAUGGAAGAGAUUUAAGGGCCUUGGACAUAAGGCUUCCAGGUUGAUGGACUAGAUGGAAUGGACAAUAAGGACUGACAUGACCCGUGACCAGGAAGAAGAGACGCUGGAUGAUGAUUGAAAGAGAAUUUAUAAUGGAAUUUUUUUAUUUUAGAAUUAGCUAAUGAAUAUUAGGGAAAAUGUGGGAAUGAAACUAUACGACUCUAGCAGAAAUGAUAUUAGGAGCUAUGUAUAUUUGAAAUUUAAGAUUUAAGUCUUAAGGCACUUAGGGGUAAGAUAAGGUCAAAUAAAUUAAGGUAAUUUGAAUAACAGAAUAUGGGGAAAGAUGGUAAGGAUUUGUUGAGUUAACUAUUAGGUUAAAUUGUUAAGAUAAAUUUUAUAACAAAAAUUGAGAAAGAUGGAAAGAAUUUGCUGAAAUAAUUACUAAACUAGAACACAAAAACGGAGGUGUGAGGAGGUCAAUGAAACAAGCAAAUGGAAAUUAUGGAUAUGCAAUUUGGGAUUUGUGUGUGUUUUUUUUCUUUUUUCUUCUUUUUUUACUUUCUUUUGUUGUAUUGUCGUAUUGGUUUUUCAUGUUUUUCAUAUUUUGUGCUUUUCUCUUUUUUUUUAAUUGCUUGUCUUUUUUUUCCUUUUUGUAUUGUAGUGUUGUUUUUUAUUUGUUCUUAUUCUUGUAAUUUUGAAAUUAUCAAUAAAUAUUAUUUAAAAAAUAAAUAAAUUGAGAGGACUUUCAAAAGCAGUUUAUGACAUGACACGGGGAUAUGGUAUUUAACUAAAAAAAUUGGGGGGGGGGGCAGAAUCAGGUGGGCACGCCUAAGCUUGCAAGCAUGUCUAAAAUAGUGUUGAAUGAGAUUAGCUGCUUGCUUUCUGAUAGCUUAGCUUGUGUGAUAGGAGGUAAGUAGUUCUAAAUACUAAAAGGAGAAUCAACGGCUUAUAUAUUUACCGCAUAUUGGAUAUCUAUGUUGAGAGGAAUGCUAUAUUCUUCCCAAUGAUACCUGCACCUCCAAGGCAUGUAUAGGAAUUAACAACUGAUUCUAGGAGUAUUCAGUGAUUUGUAUUACACCUUAGGCUGUAGAAAUGCAGUCCAAUUCAUCAUAGCAGAUAAUGAUGCGGCUAAUAGUUACUUUAUGCCGAGAACCAUAAUAUUAAGUAAUAACAUAUGUGCUAAUAAAUACCAAGUAGUGUUAAAACCAUAGGGUGAUCUCCUGUUUUUACUCAUGACCAGACCCUGAACAUGAUUUAGUUGGGUAUCAUCAGGGGGGUGGGGGGUGGUGUGUUCUACAGUCAGCAUCUAAACAGCUCAAUAUGGAGCUCUAUUAUGCCCCAUACCAGACUCUUUCCAGUAAAGCAAAUUAUUUUCUUAAAUGCUCUAGCCAUUAAAUGUAUGAGAAAACAAAUUGUAGCAAUAAAAUACUAUAAACCAUAUCCUGCAGUUAGCAGAAAAAGGAAAGCUGUUUUUAUUCAUACCUGGGUUGCUCUUGAUCAGGCAUCCCCAACCUGUGGCCCUCCAGAUGUUUUGGCCUACAACUCCCAUGAUCCCUAGCUAACUAGACCAGUGGUCAGUGAUGAUGGCAACUGUAGUCCAAAACAUCUGGAGGGCCAAAGGUUAGGGUGCCUGCUCUUGAUAAUGAACUUUGUGUCCAAAUUUUGCACUGAAAUAGUGAAGUUCCCAUUAUUUACUUUCCAAGUGGCCUGGGCAGAACCAGUUUACAGGCCUCUGCCCUAAGGAAAACAGUCUAAUCAUUGCCCCUUUAAAGAAGCCACUGAUGCUUAGUCUCCCCACCUCAUCCCCGAACAUCUCUUAUAUUAGCUGGAAGCCCUAGGAAUCAGCAUAAGAAAAAUUGCCUACAAAGCUGAACAUAGAACUCUGCAAUCUCAAUCUAUUCCACUUCAUAAUGAUGCAAGACCUAUCACUGAUGAUCAUUUCACUGAGGCCGAAGCAAUGAAGAUGACAAAAGUAUAUUUAUAUGCCACUAAAAGUUUGAGAUUGACAAAGUAUAUUACUUUAAAUGUACAUAACUGUCUUUUUCUGUAAAUUAACUAUUAGGGCCAGAUUUAAUAAGAAUACCAUAACAACAAUAACAUUUUUGAAAUUAUUUAUACCUCACCCAUCUGGCUGGGUUUCCCCAGCCAAUCUGCCCUGAACAGUGUGUAAUUUUUCUCUGCCACAGAUUCUCAUGUGGGAAAAGUUCAGGCAUCAUCACCAUGUGGUAAAGUCAUAGAUUAGAAUAAUCUACGCUUAGUGAAACGGAGGCGUGACGGUAUCUCACCAAACUAUAGUGUUUCAUCACUAUAGUCUUUCAAAGAAUGUUGGUUUCCUCUUUGAUUUCACAGUUCCAAGAGUGGUUUGCUCUACAUAUUGCUACUCUGAAACCCUUGAAGGAAGAGAGAUUGCGCUUGAGUUGCUUACGGAAUACUGUAGUUUGAUUGCUGAGAAAUCUAACCUGCAUUAUCUGAAAAUCACCCCCUCCCCGAGCACACUUUUUCAGAUAGUUUAAACAUUAAAAAAACCUCUCAUCGGCUCAACUUUGUAGAUGCAGCACUAUGAAGUCUUUGGUUUCACAGAACUACUCAUCAAAGACUGCUUUGUGUGAUGAGAAAUUCUGCAUAUAUCAAAAGUAAUGCAUAGCAGGGCACCCAACAACAUGACUUAAUCAUAAAUAAUGCAUCUUAACAUAUUUACAGUGCUUUUUGCCUUAUUUCCAAUGAUGCUGAAAGAUUAGGAUACCAGAUGAUCUAGAAUAUGGGGUUUCCCCAAAAAAAUCUCCUCCUAUACAUGCCUGGAAAUUAGUCCCAUUCCACAGGACUUAAUUUUUAAGAGACGUGCACAGGAUUACACCAUUAAGGUGGGAUAUAUAGCGUACCUUUGUGUGCCAUGUGAGUGAAUUUUGUCUUGUGCCCUCUUUGUUUCUUGUGCCCUGUCUGCUGCCCAGUUCACGUGUAAUGUUGAGCCAAACUAUAGUUAAGUGCGAACAUGUAGAUGUCACAGCAGAAAUCAUGGCCUCCCCCAGUCCUCCCUGUAGGGUGGCCUGGAUUGUCUAGUGUGAGUCAAACUAUGAACCCAGGAUCAGAUGUGGCACAAAGCCAAAUCAUGGAUUUUUAAUGGGUUGCACAGCAGCAGGAGGACUGAGGGGUCGCAAAGCAGCCAAGUAUCCAAACAAUCAUGUGUUCAUGCUUAGCAACGGUUUGCUUUAGCGUUAUGCACAAAGUGUGUGUGUGUCCUGUCUUAAAAGGGUCUCAUCUACCUUUUGUCCAUUAGGCAAUGCCUCUGAGCUUAUCUAUACAUAGGGAUGUCUCUUAUUUUCAUGUUUGAAAUACUGGUGGCUAUGUUAUUAUUUGAGAAUGUGGGCGUUGUCUUCAUUUUUGGUUUCGGCAACUUGACCUUGCCAUGUAUGCCUUGUCCGGUAUGACUGUGUUUUCUGUGCGCUGCACUACGUUAUAAUUUUUUCCCCUUAAAAAACAAAAUGAAACAGUUCACUGAGGAUCUUUUGCCAUUUGUGCAAAAAAAAAAAAAGGCAUUUCAUUUGCUUGGAACAUUUGAAUUGCAAGUGGCAUCUUGUUCUGCCUGUAUCAAAGUUAUUGAGCUGAGGGAGGGAGCAGACAUGCCACAUUUAUUAGACUUUUGUUAAGCUCAUUCCAUUUUUCCAUCAGAGGUUGCAAUGAAAGCAAAACUGCAAAAUACAUACUGUUUUCUUCACAGAAUAGUAAACAAGUAGUAUUUUCUAGCUUCGAGCUUUCAACCACUUAAGGGAAAGGUUGACUUUGUUACAAGAGCUCUAAAGAAUGCCAUUUACUGACUCCAUUGUACCAUGUAAUGUCAAAUUCCAUUUUAAGUGUGGGCUUAGUGUGGCACAAUGCAAGACAAGUCAUGUGAAACUGGCUAAAGAAAAGAGUUGCAGGGUUUUUCAGAUUGGUCAGCCCCAUUUUGUUCUUGACCUGCACCCCUCUGCCAUUGGGGGUGUGCAGUCUGAAAUCCCUGACCUGGCGCUUUUGGGCAGUUUAAAUGAAAGAUCAAAGGGCAGAGCGGGCAUCUCAGCCCUGCUGAGGUGGGCCUUUCCCAGGCUGUCACACUGUGAGGCAGCCAAAGUUUUUGUUCUGACAGGAAUCUAGGGACCGGUCUGUGAGGCCUAGCCCUCCUUUGUCUGGCCUGAGAAGUUUGAGGCCCAGGUUGAGAAUCCAGCGCUCAUCAAAUGAUCAAAGGCCUGAAGUCCAGGACAUGAAAUCUUUCUUUCCAUUUCCUUUUCUUAAAGAAUGAAUUGCACAAGUACCAAUGAAUACCCUUGCCGUUGCUUUUUCUGUGGUGCAAACACUAACUUUAGAGUCCUUCAGUUCUAAACAUAAAAAUGUAAGUGCACUUUCAGUCUAGGGCCAGCUGCAAGGACAGCAUCUGCUAACAUGUUUUAGGGAAAGGGGGGGUGCUUUUAAGGAUUAAGGCCUUCAGGUUUUGUGUUCUUUUUUUUUUUUAAAGGACUUUUAUGAAUAAGAGUAAUCUGAGUUCUUGUUCCACACUCUGCUUUAUUAGAAAGCAGGCAAUAAUGGAUUUUAAAAUCAAAGUAAAUACAGCACCACUUAGUUUCAGCAGUGGGAAAGUGAAAAGCAAUCAGUAAGAUGCUUUGGCUCUUCAGUAGCUCUUUAAAUAGCACAUGUUUAGGAAAAGGGACUCCUUUUUCACAUAAUUUACUUUUCUGUGUUCAAAACAGUUUCCCCUAGCUGACUGUACAAGGCACCGAUGCUUGUAUUUCAGUACUUUAGAAGUUCGUAUUUUCUGCUAUUAAUCCUUCCUUUGAUUUAAAACAAGAAAAAUCACAUUUUAAAUGAUCUUACGGAAUUUUAAGAGGGAGGGGGAAAUCCAGUGGGUUUGGGGUUUGUUUGUUUUCAGUUCCCAGUUUUGAUACUGAAGUUACGAUUUCAUGAGUUUCUCAUUUGUCCAGUUUUUCUUCUAACCAGAGGUUCAGCUUCACUUAAUAUAAAUGGUUAGCACAGUGGUACUCCAAUAAUAGUUGCCGCUAAUAUUAAGUGUUUCAGGUGUUUUUGUUCUGCGUGUUGUGUAGCAAGAGGGUAUAUUUACAGAUUUCAUGAUGGCGGGAGGAGAGCUGUGCUGGGAACAUACAUUCCAGGCCCUUAGUUCCUUUUGUUAUUCAAACAGCUGCAUAAUGCAGUUGUGGAGUGUUUGGCCUCAUACAACAUCAUGAAGGAUUUGCUGCAACUCUCUGUGAGGCAGAGGUGCGGAACAUAUGUAUGUGUGCACACUUCAGAUGAAUUAUGAUGCACUUUUUAUUUACAUCGUGGUCUUUUCAUUUCAUGUAUUAAGUUACAUUUGGUCUGAAGUGCCAUUCUUUACCAUUGUAAUCAUUAAGUGUUGGUUUUUUAUUGGGGGGGGUGGAGUGAGGAGGAAGACUUUUCAUACCAAAUUUCCCACACCACUUUUCUUUUUCUGCAGUCUGCCAUGAAUACUGAGGGCACAGUCCAUGCUACCUAUGCAACCACCUUGAAAUAAAUGGGAGUUAGGAAAGAGUACACAUUACAAAACUGGAAGAUAAAUCAGGCCUGCAGCUGUGAUGAUGGAAUAAAAGGCAGUGUGAAGAGACCCUGACACUCAGAGUCACUGAGUGGUAUUUAGUUAAGUUUUGCUCAGAGCAGAUCCAUUGAAAUCAAUGGACCUAGCUUAAGUCACGUUCAUUUCAGUGGAUCUAUUCUGAGUAAAACUUAAGUUGCGUACCAUGUUAUCUUUGUCCUCGUUCCUAGAACUCUCUCCCAUAAAACCCAUGUGGUACCCCUUCUCUCUCUUCUUAAAUCUUUCCUCAAAAGUCCCAUUUCCUGCAAGUACUUUGCUGUCCUUUCUAACUAAAAUAAAACUACUACAAUGCAAUGCAUAAAAAUAAAUCCCACUAUGUUCAAUGGGGCUUCUUCCUGACAAAUGCAUAUAGGGUUGUAGCAUAAAAAUGUGAAGUGAUGUUCACUCUCAGUCAUCGCUUGCGGCUUCCUCAAUUUAUAAACUGGGGUUGUUUUAUGUAUUUUGCUUGUUUUGCCCUGUGAAAUCUCACAGAACUUACAGCUAAAAACACAUACUGUACUUUACAAUAUAAUGUUCAAGCAUAAGAACAGAGCUAUGCUCACAUACUAAAAAAAAUGAAAUCUUGCAUAAUUCCUGUAUACCUUAUUUCUUUCCACCCAUGUUUGAGCUUCAUGAAGCAAUAUGGAGCCGUGUUUACAAGCCUGAUUCACAAGUCUGCAAUCCAGUUAAGCUCAAUAAUAUGUUUCUAUGCUGCUUUUUGUCCCACGUGUGUUGGCUUAAUUAAAAUUGUGAAUCAGUAAUGUUGUAGUGGAAAUAUCAUUAAUUUACAGAGUUUUAUAAAUCUGAAAUAAUGUAACUUCCAACAAUGUAACUUUUGCUUCCGAGAUCCAAUUUCCAAAUAAAUAUCUGCAUAGGCCUUUCUUAUUGCCAUAUUUUACAAUGUAGUUCUGGGGAAAAUACGCAGUGUUAUUGAUCUGAUAGUUCAAAGGAUAUGAGUGGGUUGGCACAGAGACAUAAUUACUGAGAAGCCCACAAAGAAGGAGAAAAGUCUUCUGUUCUAAAAAGUAGCUGUCUUGCCUUCUAGGUUUUGAAUUUUAUUGAAUCACUAAGCCUUGAACUUUGUAGCUCAUUAGACCCAGUCAGUUAUCCGAUGGAGGAAAAAAGUGAAAGCACCAGAAACAGCCUGAAUCUUGCUUUCAUUUUUAGGCAUAUUUUUCACAAGCCAAUUUUAGGUCAUUUCAAGUAAGAACACUCUAUGUUCUCUGAAAUACUGCGGCUGCAGUUUUGUCAAAAUAGCUCUUUGCGUUCAACAAAAUCUUAUUAUAUAUUUACAAAGGCAUUAUGUGAGUGAGCUGCUUUUAAUGUAAUGUUAACUGACGAUGGAGUUAGCUAGUUUAACACAAUUAUGCAGUAUUGUUGGCUGCGGCAAGUUUUUUCAACAGAUAGUCAACCACAGUUAAAACUGUGCCUCAAGCCGUAUUCAAAUGCAAACAUGGAAGAAGACAGUUUUAGUUUUUAACUGAUAAAGACUAUUUAAUAUUUUUUAAGCAUGCUUUUAGAGAAUACUCCCAGCGAGUUCAAAAACAUGGUAGUCUUUUUCAGAUGGGUUAAAGCAGCAAGGCCAUUUCAGCGAAGCGAAGCCCACCUAUCCAACACCUGAUGUCAAGCAGAGGGCCUUCUCGGUAGUGGCACCCACCCUGUGGAAUGCCCUCCCAUCAAAUGUCAAGGAAAUGAGCAGGGAUGCAGGUGGUGCUGUGGUCUAAACCGCCAAGUGUCUUGUCUUGGGCUUGCCAAUUGUAAAGUCGGCAGCUCAAAUCAGCAUGACCAGGUGAGCUCCCAUUGCUUUGUCCCAGCUCCUGCCAACCUAACAUCUUGAAAGCAUAACAGUGUGAGUAGAUAGGUAGGUAGCGCUGUCGCGGGAAGGUAAACGGCGCUUCCGUGCGCUCUGGCUUCUGUCACAGUGUCCUGUUGUGCCAGAAAUGGUUUAGUCAUGUUGGCUACAUGACCCAGAAAGCUGUCUGUGGACAAACGCCAGCUCCCUCGGUCUGAAAGCAGAGAUGAGCGCCAUACCCCAUAGUCGAUUUUGGACUGGACUUAACCAUCGAGGGGUCCUUUACCUUUACUUUUACUUUGCCAAGGAGAUUAGUAACUAUAUAACCUUUAGGAGACAUCUGAAGGCAGCCCUGUAUAGGGAAACUUAUUAAGGUAUUAUGUUUUAUUAUGUUUUAUGUAUGUUGGAAGCCGUCCAGAGUGGCUGGGGCAACCCAGUCAGAUGGGCAGGGUAUAAAUAAUUUGUUGUUGAUGAUGUUAUGUGAUGUCAGAUGUGGAAUAUGUAAAGAUACAGUUUGGACAAGAGAAGGUUUUGCAGAACUGCUGAUCAGCUCAUAGUGGUGCUUCCAAAGCCCUAUGUGACGUGACUCACCUAGAUGAAUAGUCGCAGGUUCCAGUAGAGAAAUUUGUAGGCACACACAGACUUCCAAACAUUAUAGACAACUUAAGCAAAAUAGAACCAUUUGAGUAAGGAGCUGGAUCGUGCACUGCAAGGAGUUGAUACCUCCUUGAACAGUUAUCCAAGAAUUUCUUUUCAUUGGAAGUAAGCAAAACAAUUUAUUUAUUUAUUUUCAUUUAUUUAUUUAUUUCUGUUAAUAAUCGAGAUUUUUCCCCCAGCCCUGUGGUAUUUAGAAUGGAAGAGUUAACAGCAGAAACUAUAAAAACUGCCUCAUUUAUUCAGGGUUGGGACCUUUGAAUUGAUCACACACAGUCAAUAUCUUUAGAAGGAGAAAAAAGACUUCCAGAGCUUUAGAAGAUUCUGAAAAGAAUGAGCUGAUAUCAAUAAGUUUGAAAUAGUAAUCAAUUUGGAAAUAAGAAAUCUCAUGGACUGAAGUCACAGAAGAGACAAGUUUGUAGAGGAUGCAGGCAACAUUUCUGCAUGCAAAACAUAGUUGUAUUUAUGAGGUAAAUAACAGACACCGCCAGUAGAAAUUGUGUGUUGUCUGUUAAAGAUAAAAAGGUAAAGGUAAAGGUACCCCUGCCCGUACGGGCCAGUCUUGACAGACUGUAGGGUUGUGCGCCCAUCUCACUCAAGAGGCCGGGGGCCAGCGCUGUCCAGAGACACUUCCGGGUCACGUGGCCAGCGUGACAAGCUGCAUCUGGCGAGCCAGCGCAGCACACGGAACGCCAUUUACCUUCCCGCUAGUAAGCGGUCCCUAUUUAUCUACGUGCACCCGGGGGUGCUUUCGAACUGCUAGGUUGGCAGGCGCUGGGACCGAGCAACGGGAGCGCACCCCGCCGCGGGGAUUCGAACCGCCGACCUGACGAUCGGCAAGUCCUAGGUGCUGAGGUUUUACCCACAGCGCCACCCGCGUCCCGCCUGUUAAAGAUACAGCCAUACAAAAGAUUGGAGAAGGAAGCAAGCAUUUUCAUCGAAAUAUCUGUCUUAAUCCAUAGUUAAGUUUCAAAAGAGCAUAGAACUGAGCUCAGAAUGGCAUGUUUUAUGACGGACUCUUUAAAUUAAUGCUUCGGAAUUUUGUUUUAUAAUUUCCUGGGCAUUCUGUGUAUUUUGUUUUGUUUGUUGUGUGGUUAGCAUAUCCUAAAUGGGAUUCUUCUUGCUAGCUUUCAUGGUAGCUGUAAGGAAGAAAAUGGAGCAGUGAAAAAUUUCUGUAUAGCGUUAUGUUUGUUAAUUAAGUUUGACAUUUGACGCAGCUCAGAAUUGGCCUGAGUUAGUGAUCUUCUUGCUUAAUCCAGACCUUUUAAGGGCUCUCAGUUUUGUGGCGUAUGAAUGUACUUGCUUGUCUCGCAGCAGGAGUUGGGUGGGCUGCUUCAAAGCAUACUGAUAAUGAAGAUCUACAUGAAAGGGCUAGCCAAGUAAUGCUAUAUUUAUCAAGAAACAAAUGUUUUUAGUCAACACAAAUGUGGAAAAAUAAAUUCUAUGCAUAUUUAAGUUCCACAUGGAAUGUAGCAUUUUCAAAGCACCCUAAAGCUGUUAGAACAGGAUUUGGUUGUAACUUAAUUCACCCCCAAAGGAAGUGCUCUGUGAAUGUUAGAGGUGCCCGAAAACCAGCCAGUUGCCCAACUUAGCACAGCUUUUAUGUGUUGUGAAACCUGAGUAAAAUAAAGGUCAUUCCGCAGGAUCUUCACCAACUUGAAACCUGACAUAAUACCUGUUAUUACAGCCAUUAAGGAGCACCAAAUGGCAGCAGGAUCCAAUUAACAGCCUAUUCUCCAACAUACAAAAGUAUUUUAAUAGAAAUAUUUGCACCAAAAUACUCCAAAGUCUUCAAGCAGAAAACUCCAUUACAUAAAUGGGAACAAAUUAUGUAAACUUGAAAUAUAUAUGUAAUGUUUUAAUAUAUUUCUCUGCUUCAAAAGGGGACUAGGGAGUAGAGAAACAGGGCUCAAAAUAAGAUGAGCAUAUGAGAGUUCAGGAGCUGUACCAGCUGACCAUAUUGACAUUUUACUAGUUUCUGAGGCCUGCAUGCCAUAGUUCACGCUCCUUUUCACUACAGAAGUAGCCAAAGCUCCUAAAGUAGUUUUUCUCCACAGAUCACAGUAGUUGGCAAGAAUGUGUUUGCUAAGAGUCUCAUGAACCUGCUCAGGAGAGCUUUAAACUAGAUCCUGAGGGAGAGAGACAACAUUACUGACAGCAGAAGAACAUAUGGUACUAGGGAUAAUAGCUUCACUGGUGCACAGAAAACUGAGGUGGUGCUCCAGAAACCUGCCAAAGGGCAAGAAACUACAAGAAGUAAGCGGCUGGAGGGAAUGACUCAUGAUUUCAGUUAUCUCUAUACUAAUGCACAAAGUAUGGGAAACAAGCAAGACAAAUUGGAACGUUAAUAUAGGAUGGCAAAUAUACCUAGCAGGCAUUACUGAAACCUGGUGAGAUGAGACUCAUGACUAGAAUGUAAGAACUGAGGAGUAUAACCUGCUCAAAAGAAAUAGACCAAACAGUAAGGGAGGGAAAGUAGGAUUAUACGUAAAGGGUGUGUACACUUGUGAAGAAAUCCAUGACCUGUAGCACGGAAGGAAGAUUGAGAGUUUAUGUGUAAAAAUUGUAGGAGACAAACAACAAAGCCCCUUCCAACUCUACAAUUCUAUGAUUCCAAUGUACAGUCAUACCUUGGUUGUUGAACGGAAUCCGUUCUGGAAGUCCAUUCGACUUCCAAAAAUGUUCGACAACCCAAGGCACAGCUUCCGAUUGGCUGCAGGAGCUUCCUGCACACAAUCGGAAGCCACGUCGGACAUUUGGCUUCCAGAGAACGUUCACAAACCGGAACACUCACUUCCAGUUGAGUACUUCCACCAUCUCUCAACCUCUUCUACGUUACCAUAAGCUCCUGGAAGGAAGGGUAUGAUACAAAUGUGUGAACAUGGAAGGUAUUAGCGUUCCCUCAGUAUCGCUUCUUCCUCUGCAAAUGGGUAUAUUAUAAACACACCCAGACCAUGAGGGUUAAACCAAAAUGCUUCUAUAAAUAAAAUUUCCCAUUCCCCCCCCCCAAUUAUUCAAAAAACAUUUAAAAAAACCUCAAAUUAUUCAGCUAAAACUUGUGGUGUUGACAGCAGAGCUUGUUUGGUUGUUCCCACCUAGGAUUAUUACUCUGCAGCUGUCUGAAAUGCAGAUUAAGUCAGUGCCUCAGGGUGACAUGGGAAGAUCGGUCUCUUAGCUGGGAAUUAAUUGAAAUCCAAGUCUUCUGAGUCCAGCACCACAUCUGCUAGGUGUACUCUCUGCUGCUACAUUUGACAAUUUCUUUGAAAAAGAAACAGGUAGUUUUAAUACAACCUGAGCAGUAGGUAAUUCACUGGGCCUUUUGUACUGCCAUUCAUUUCAACGUGAACUUUAUAUGUAAACAAAGUAGGAAUAAAAAGUUUAAAUGGUAGCCUUUACAACAGUGGUAUUAUGGUAAGUCAUUUAGGUUCAUCCCACGUUGCUGCAGCACCACUUAAAGGCUCAGCAACAUAUGGAAGGGUCUGAUCAUGCACAUCAGGAGUUACAACUGGGUGGAAAGAACCAUUGCAAAUGGUCCCGCUCAUGUGGUACCGGGCCUUUAAAUGUUACAGCUCCCACCCCACUGAUGUAACGUCAAAGGCAUUAAUAUCCUAGCAUUUUUCUUCCUACAUUGUCUUCCCAUCCUAAUAAUAUCUUCUGCAUAUCAUAUCUAUGACUGAUUUAUUGUGAAACUUGGAACAAUUUAUAACCCAUAGUUUUGUCUGCCCAUCUGGGGUUAUGUUAAUUGGUUUUUAAUUUAAUUUUGCAUUUCACUCUUCCUCCAAGAAGCUCAGGAAGGAAUAUAUGUGAUCAUCCUACUUUAUCCUUGCAACAGCUGAGGCUAAAGUAGAGUGAAUAUCCCACACUAAAGGAGUAACUAGCUCCUGUUGAAUGUUCCACAUUACUAAAAGUGAGCGUCACUCAGAAUUUUGUAGGCUUUGUCCUGAAAGCACCAUGUGGUUACACAGCAUACAAUUCUGGUGACCCUCCUACAGGCCAGAAUUGUUAAUCCUCCUGAGAUUCGGUAAUCCCUGUGCCAGCUGCUUGAUGCCAGACUUCUUGCUUCCCUACCACACAAGGGGAAAGAGGGCUUAAAUCUACAUUUAUGAAUGUAGUUUCUUUCCCUGACCGCCAAGCAAAAUAGGAUCCAGUCCACUUUGGUAGCUUCAUUCAGUAACGCUUAACACAACUCACAGAAUCUUCUCCCUUCGCGUGCUAACUAUAUGGUGUUUUAAAAAAAAAACCACAGCAAGAAAAGAAGUUACCACUUUGCAUUGCAAUCUUACACUUAAACUGGUUGUGUAAAUCCGCCGCAAAUAUUUAUUUACUUUUCUGUGUGUGGUGUUUUGUAUAGUUCACAAUGUGAGUGGUGAGAGUUUCUUAUGUAGGAUCUUAUGAGUCUUCAGUUUAGUCUGUGCGUUUCACACCCCCAGGCCACAUGGAAAGGCACGACAAGAGAAACUGAGACAGUGCUAGGCAAAUCAAUAGCCUUAACAAAGCAAAGCAAAGAUCACUACUGAAAAAUAAUGGUUUAAUGUAAGCAUAAAUGGAUCCUCACUGUGGUAAAAAAAAAGACAAGACCCUAAUUUCAGAUAUGAUCUUGAAUCCUGGAACGAGGACAACAGGGAGAAUAGUUCUCAAGUCAUUAAACAUUUUUUUUAAAAAAAACUUUUACUGCUCUUUUUGGAGAUUAUAUAUAUAUAUAUAAUCUCCUUAACUCAUCAGCAUUCUGCAAACUACAUUUGAGGCAGCUUUACCUUAUAGUGCCUAUAUGAAAACAAAAGGAAGCACCAGAAAGUUAAACUGGCUGCUCAUGUUCUUAAAAAAUGUACAAGCAAGAAUAUUGGUACAAUGCCCACCUUGCAAUUAUUUUAAGUUACAAAAGAUCAAGACACAAGCCCCCACUCAAAAAUAUUAAUCUAAUGGAUUUUAGUAUUUUAGUCCAAUGGCAGAAAAUGAAAAAAUACAGAACCUUCCUGUGUGUGUGGUUUUUUAAAAUAAACUUUAAAGGUGCCAUGCGGGGGGGGGGGCCCUACAGCUGUCUGCCUAUCUGGCAGCCUUGAUCUACUCUUGAGGAGCUUCUGUGCCUGCAAAUUUUACCCACUUUUGCCAAGAGAGUGAAUGUGGAACACAAAUCUUGUUAUAAACAGAGUGGCUCAGGACUCAAAUCACAGACAGACAAGAGCAACCUAGGAACAGAUUGGGGGGGGGGUUAAAGCACAGAUUCAAAAUGAAUCCUGAGGCCAGUUCACACCCCCAAUAUAUACAUUUACGAAUGAGUUUGAAACACUGACUUAAUUGUCAAUAAAUGCAUUUUGCUGCCUGUCAGCAUCAAUACAGACAUCUUUUAACGAUUCUUUAUCAUUUUUUUCCUCUCAAAAAAAUAACUAAUGCUAAUCAAAGCUACCCUUGGCUUUAUUCUUCCUGAGUUUCUGAAUGCCAAUUCUUGAGCAGCAUGCCAAGUCUGCUGAGAGAUGACUGUAUAAUUUUCAAUUGGGCUUGUAGCCCAAAGGGAAUCCAGUAGCAGGAGAUUGACAGAUGGAGCAUAUAUUAUCAUCACUUUGAACUCAGUCCAAUUGGUGAUUUAUUUUAUUUUUAUUUCCGGCAGGUGCUAAAGAGAUUGAUAUUGCUGCUACUCUGGAGCACUUGAGAGACCAGAGACCUGGCAUGGUCCAGACAAAGGUACUGUCAAUAAAUCCACUUGGGUUAAAGACCUUAAUACUUUGCUUUCGUUCUCCCAAAAGAAAAGGAGGAUAGGGCACAAUUUAACACAAAGUGCAUUCUUUUGUGUUUGCUUUUUCUUCUGAAAAUUCUUACUUUUGAUCUGGAUUGAAAUGUUAAAUAUAGCAAUCUUUAGAUGACUAAAGAAAAUGUGUGUUCAGAAGAAAACACUUUCCUAAUCUUCAAGGAUAGGUUACUUCCUAAAAAAAUAAUGCAAGUUCACGGAAAAUAUAGUGACCGUUAUCUGAAUGGUAGGGUUCAUCAAGCAUACUUAGCAAGAAGGCUGGAGUUCAAGAAGAGUUUGGAUUUGAUAUCCCGCUUUAUCACUACCCUAAGGAGUCUCAAAGCGGCUAACAAUCUCCUUUCCCUUCCUCCCCCACAACAAACACUUUGUGAGGUGAGUGGGGCUGAGAGACUUCAGAGAAGUGUGACUAGCCCAAGGUCACCCAGCAGCUGCAUGUGGAGGAGCGGAGACGCGAACCCGGUUCACCAGAUUACGAGUCUACCGCUCUUAACCACUACACCACACUGGCUCUCGAGACAAGAUUCUCAAAUUAGGACAAAAUAGGUUAAACAUUAAGUUGAUGGAAUAUAUCAAAGAAAUCAUACGUUUGAAAAAAGUUAGAAGUCUUAAGUAGAAGUACUACUAGGCCACAGGAGUAAUAUAGUACCAGGUAUGUAUUGGCUUGGAUCUAAAAGUUCCUUCUUCUCAUGCCAUGACACUUCUGCUUAUACAAGUGUGGGCCUCCUGUUUUUACUUAUUUCUUCUUCCUGCUAGGGCCAUAGCCCAUGCUGUUCCGAAGGUUUCCCUAAUCCUCAAGAGCAGGUUUUUGGAAGUUGGGAAGGGACUAGAGUGGGAAGUGGAAGGCAGUAGAGCUCCAUUAUUUGAGUAGGAAGUAUGUUAAUGGAAGUCAGGAUCCAAGCCAUUAUCACUUCCAAAAGUGAUUUUGAUAGGAAAAACCACCGCUAGGGAGACAGAACAGGUUGAAAUAAAAAUAAUAAAGUUAUGUAAUAAUAGAUUAUUUACACAAAUUGAAUAAGUAAAUGUAAAGUUGUGCUACGAUGGGAGAUACACGUUCCAGUAAUCCUCUUUGAAGGUUGUGUGUGUUAGUUAGACAAGUAGAAGACCACUUGCACAACUCAAAUUUCUUGUCCACUUCUUCUCCUCUGCAGCCCUGUAGCCUUCAUAAAGCUUCUCCAGAGGGUGGUUGGGGAUUGUAGGCUCCGUUGUAUAGGACUGUAGUAGACUGGAGGGAUUGUGUGAAAUUGCAAGACUCCACCACCCAGUUUCAGGUAUUCUCCCCCACCUUCUGCAGCAGACCUAUACAACACAGCCCAUCCUGUUCAGAGUGGGGACCCAACUCUCUGGAAUGGCUUUUCCAAGAGUGGAGAGGAGAAAGUUUGAUUGUGCAGGCUGUUUUCUGCUCAGGCAGCCAUUGGAUCCAACCCAACAAUUUAAAAAAAUGUCUAAGAGCACAAUUAGGGUAUGAUCUAGAAUUCUGAUUUAUUCUAUUCAUUUACGUUUUGCAUGUAGUCACAGAUCGGCUCUGGGCUAAAGCUUUUUUUAAAAAAUGUAUUUGAAAGGACUUCAAUAGUAUCAGGCUAAAGUUAUUGAUGAUCUGGUAUAAAAAAAAAUGGAUUCAAGGUUUUGCUCACCUUCCUUUUAACUAUUCAUCCCCUUCUAAAAUUGCCCAAAUUACUUUGUUGUGCCAAGGACACUGCAAACUCUAAAUAUUUGGCUAUGAGCCAGUAAUGGGCAGUCUCCAGAGAAUUUUGUACAUGUGAUAGAUUUAAACAAACCAUGUUCUCUCCCAGCUGAAUACAAAUAAGGGAUGAGCCUCUUACAGUAAUUUAAAACAGUGGAUUAAAAAUCAGGAUAGAAAUGCCAAUUAGAGUGUGUAUCUCUAGGCAAAAUAAACAGCAGUGACAUUGGGUUUACAAGCAGACACUGCACCAUGUUUUCAUAGCUCACUGGUCAGUGGAAAUGAUCCCUUUCAAUAUGUUUGUUGCUGUUUUUAAUCAUGACUGUCUUCCCUAUAUUUAGGGUCUAGGGGUUACAGGGGAGACACUUAACAAUCCACAUAAAAUGAACACACAUUUUCUCCUUAAAUUUAUAUCCCACUUUCUUCCGUUACGAAACCCAGGGUAGUGCAUUUAUAGUUUCCAAGUAGUCUCUCAAUUAUGGUUGUAAAUUUUUUAGUGAUUAUGUUAUGUACAUCUGGAUCCUGGUGAUAAGGAUAGACAGGCACAUCUGAUUAAAUGCAUACACGUACAGUGGUACCUCGGGUUACAUACGCUUCAGGUUACAUACGCUUCAGAUUACAGACUCCGCUAACCCAGAAAUAUUACCUCGGGUUAAGAACUUUGCUUCAGGAUGAGAACAGAAGUGUUUCAGGUUAAGUAUGGACCUCCGGAACAAAUUAAGUACUUAACCCGAGGUACCACUGUAGAAUCUUGGAAGUGAGCUGCUAGCAUGCAUUUCCCAGAGUGUAAGUAGUAAAACCUCUGAAAAUCUUGUGACACAGUUGCACAAUAAUUGGCCUAAAAGAGGGCUGGGAACGCCCCCUCCAGAUGAUGGGGAACUCCCCAUCAGCUCUGACCACUGACCAUGCUGGGUAUGGUUGGUGGAAGUUGCAGUCCAAAAAUAUCUGGAGAACCACAGUUUCCUCAGCCCUGUUCUAUAAUCACCCGGUGUUGAAACUAGGAGUGUGGGGGCAGAUCUACACUACAUGUUUAAAGCCCACCCAAUGCACAUAGCUCCCCCCCCCCCCAAAGAAUCCUGGGAACUGUAGUUUGUUGGGAAUUAUAGCUCCGUGGGAAGGAAACCACAGUUCCCAGGAUUCUUUGGGGAAAGUCAUGUGUUUAAAAUGUGCAUUGGGUGUGCUUUGUAUCUCAGGUGGAGGGAAAGUCCUUGUGGUGUAGUGGUUAAGAGUGUCAGUCUACAACCUGGGAGAUCACGGUUCAAAUCCCCACUUGGCAAUGAAGUUCACUGAGUGGUCUUGGGACCAGCCCACUGCCUCUCAGCCUAACCUACCUCACAUGGCAGUUGUGGGGAUUAAAUGGGGAGAGCCAUGUACGCCACCUUGAGUUCCUUCAAUAAAAAGGUGGGAUAUAAAUGCAAUAAUAAAUUAAUAAAUAAUUGGGAGUCCCAUGUGGGCUGCUCUCAUUCUCUCAAAGAAAGAGAGGAUCGUGUAUAUGUAUAUAUAAGGAAUACACAACGUGUCUUGUUGAUUAUGUUAGGUCUGAGGCCUGUUUCCUAUGUUACUCUCCCUGUUUCCUAUGCUUUGCUGUCCAAUUUUCCCAUACAAACUGGCAAGAUUUCCAGGUUGAUCACUGCUCACAGGCCAUUCAUGUAGGCUAAUAGCUAGCAUUACUAAUGGUGCUGAUGAGUUAUUUGUAGUUAACUCUGAGCUGCAGUGAUUAAGCCACAUGGUGGGCACACAUUGAGUCUAUAAUCUUAAUCUCAGGACAUUUUCUUCUCUGCCUCUUUUUUGUUGUUGUUGUUCUGUUCUGUACAGUUAGUCCCUAGAUAUUUUGCUAAAUGUUUCACCAGGAUUCCUGGAAAUGCUCCAGAACAUUAAUCCCGACUGUUCUAUCUACAGGAACAGUUUGAGUUUGCGUUGACGGCAGUUGCGGAAGAAGUGAACGCAAUCCUCAAAGCUCUUCCACAGUGA